AUGGAGCCGACGGGACCGACGGGAAGUUCGUGUGGUACGUUCUCGUCGCUGGACGAGCUGCAGCGCCAGCUGAACGAAGAUUUCGCUCAAUCCAUCGGACCAACGGCGGCCGGGGCGGCCGGGGCGGCCGGGGCGGCCGGGUCGGCAGGGCCAUCCCAAGCGUCAGGAUUAACGGCGACCACCAUCAGCACCAUCGUUCUGCAGGGUGGCCCACUUCAGCUGGUGGUGGCGAUUCUGAAGAGCGGAGAAAAAUGCUUCAUAAAGGUAGCGGACCUGCUGCCAAAGUUCACAUUUCUUGGCCCUAGCCUCGACGAUGCGCUCAAACUCCAGAAUCAGCAAGAUGAGCUGCUGCACCAGAUACAGAACCUGCCCACGCCGCUGGAGGAGUUCUAUCGAAAGAUACAGGAGAAGAUUGCAUCCAACGAAAGACCCAACCCGACACUGAUAGAGGAGAUGGCCUCGUCGCUGAAUGCCGUAUGGCACGACAUCAAACGGCUGCUGGCCGAGCGUCGAGAGAUCGUGACGCUGAACGUGAGCUUCUUCGAGCGGCUCGGUGAGGCGUACGGCAAGAUGGCCUCGCUGGAGGUCGCCUGCAACGACACGAUGAUCCCGAUCGAGAUCGAGGCCGUGCGGGAGUUUCUCGAAUCGUUCCGCACGCUGCGGGGCGAUAUGCUAAACAGCAUCUCGGCCACCCUCAAGAUUGGCAACCAGAUGCUCGACCGAUUGCGGGUCCUGUCCGAGAUCGGAACGCUCGAUUCGCGUCCGAACCACAUCAAACUCGAUGCCAUACAGGCCACCGGGCAGGUGGAAGCGUGGCUGGAAGAUCUCUCGAACCGGCGCAACCAGCUCGAGCAGGCGUGGAUCUCACGCAAGACCCAGCUCGAGCAGUGCCUUACGCUGGCCAUCCUGGCGAAGGAGCUCGAGGACAUCGAGCAGUGCCUGAACCGGGUCCGGAGCCAGAACCUCAGCUCGUUCACGCUCGGUGAAUCGGCCGAACAGGCACGCGAUCUGCUCGAAACGUACCAGAGCCUCAAACCGGAGGCUGCGCUGCUGCGGGACAAAUCGCUCAAGAUCACGAAGGCCACCGAGGAGCUGCUGACGGGCGGGUGCUUCGCGGGCGAUGAAGCGUGCGCCAAGGCGUACAGUGUGCUGAACGCUUGCUCGGAACACCUGGAGGAGAUUGAUCACCGCGAAACACUGCUCGCAUCGUCGCGCGAGUUCUUCGGCCGAGCGGUAGCGAUCCUCAAGAAACUGGACCAGCUACAGCUGGAGGCCGGAAGCGCACAGAUGCGCCCCUCGUCACCGAAUGACCUGCCACUGCACCAGAAGCUUCUGCAGGAGAUUCGCGAAACGAUCGGUGACGUACUGCAGGCGGGUUACUCGCUGGUGGACGACGUGGGACGUACGAAGCCCGAGGUGGCCGGUGUGCUGGCGAUGAUCGAGCGGAUCGAGCAGCGUAAGCUAGACUUCGAACGGCACUGCAACGAGGAGAGCGAACGAACCGUGCGGGCAUCGCAAGCCCUGAACGAGUUCUUCGAACGGUACGGUCAACUGUACGCGUGGUUGGAGGAGGCACGGGAAGAACGCAUUGUCCGGGGAAGCGGUAUCCACCGGAUGGGUGACACUCUGCUCGAGGCCAAAGAGUGUUUGCUGUUGCACCAUCAAUUUCUGAACGAUUUAGAGAUCAAAGGCAACGCUAUAAAUAACCUGCUCGUCCGGCUGACCCCGAGCCUGGAGCAUCUGGCCGACGGGCAGCGCGAUGACGUGCAGUGCAAGAUCGAUCGUCUACGCCAGCGGUGGAUCGAGCUGAAGAACUACGUCAUCGAGCGGGUCGACCGGCUGAAGCUGUACAUCAAGUUCCACCAGGAAGCGGAAACGGUGCGCAACCAGUUCGACGCCUACGCCAUCCAGUUCGCGACGUUCAAGGACAACCCGGCCGACCACGCGCUCAUCCACGCCGCGACCGCCAACAUCCACCAGACGCUCGAGAGCCUGCGCACGAUCGGCGCUCAGUUUGUGGAGCAAUUGGAAAAGAUUGUGGACCCAUACUUGCAGAAAUCGCGCGCAGCGCAGUACGUCGAGCGAACGCUCGCCGAGUUCGCCGAUCGUCAGUUGGCGAUCAGUAAUGAGUGGGACAGCUGGAACGCUCGACGGCGCACGGAGACCACUCUGAAGGAAAUCAUGACCGCCAAUAUGGAGACACUGGCUAUGGCGUCGAAGCUGGAGGAGCAACUGUACCCGGUGUUCAGCACCGCGCUCGACAAUCCGGCCGAUCUGAUGGACUUUAUCGGACGCAAGCGGACCCAGCUGCAGGCGGAUGUUCGGGCUGCCGAGCUCGAUCUGACGCACCGGUUCGAUACGAUCAAUCAGCUGGAGGCCGCCGGUACGUCGUCCGGUGGUGUCGUCGUAGAGGAUGUGGUGGCCGUGAAGAACAAUCUCAACUCCAUCAAAACUCGGCUCCACUCGAUGGCGGCCGAUUUCAGCGAGCUGACGGGGGCGAUCGAACAGUUCCUCUCGUCGAUCGUCCGGUGCCGUGACAGCAUCAAGGAGUACUUUGCUACCAAGCAAACGGUGACCGGGCCGGGAAGUGUCGAAGCGAUCGCCGAGGGUUACGAGCAGUUCAAACAGGCCACCAUGGAGCACUUCCGUGGGUUGCUACAGCAGAGCGAGCAGAUCAUCGAGCGAGUGAAGGCCCAGGAACCACCUGGUGCAAAGGAAAUGGAUACGGACAAGAUCAUCACGCUGCUGGAGAACCUGCGGACGUACUUUGAGUCACAGACCGAAUCGGAGAACUGUGAGCUAAAGAAGCAGCACAACGUGUUGGCGUUUGAUCGCGAACUGAACGAGGUGCGGGCCACCAUCCGUGGUGCUGUCGAGCGGCUGGACUCACAGCGGGGCCAGUUCGGCGAGAGCGUGCCCGAGGCUCAGGAAAGCCGGGUGGCCUUCGAGCAACAAGCAGCCGCUUGGCAGGAACUGCAGCAGCGCGUCGACACGUUCAUCAGUUCCGGGGCGGAACUCGUCCGGCAGUACCCGGAGACGAGCCCGUACGUCGACUCGGAGACACAUCGAAUCCGUGACGAGUGGAACGAGUUGCGGCGAAGGAUCGAGGAACAUCGGCAGCUGUUCGCCGUCGCGAUCGAGUACUUUGAGCUGGUCGGGCAGGUCGAGAACAACUAUCGCAACCUGAACGCGGACCUCAUCAACGCCAACAACAAGCUGACGAUCCUGAACAACGUGGAUGUGGCGAACGAUCUGGUGGCGCAGGUUGACGGUACGAUCCGGGCCAACGAAACGCCCCAGCUCGAUGCCCUGAAGCGCAUUUCGGCCCUGUCAACGCAGCUGUACCGACAGGAUAAGACGGUCACGAUCUACACCGAAAACACGAAGCUGUUCCAAACGUUCUACAAAAUCAAAAGCGAAGUAUACGAACGGGUCAAGGAGCUGUCGGAACAGCAGCAACAGCGUGAGCAGCAGCUACGGCAAGAGCAGGAGCAACGUGAAGUGGAACAGCAGCGCCUGGAGCAGCAGCAGCGGGAGCUUGAACAGCAACGGCUUGAGCAGCAGCAGCGAGAACAGGAACAACAGCGACUCGAACUACAGCGGCUCGAGGAGCAACAACGGGAGCAGCAACGUCUAGAGCAGCAACGCAUUGAACAACAGCAACGUGAGCUUGAGCAGCAACGUCUCGAGCAAGAGCAACGUGAACAGCAGUUGUGGCUCGAGCAACAGCAACGCGAGCUUGAGCGGCAACGCCUCGAGCAGCAACGCCUCGAGCAACAGAUACGAGAACAAGAGCAACGGCGGCUUGCGGAGCAACAAGCUACCGUUGUUGAGGACGUCAAGAUCACCACGACCACCAGCACCACCACGUCACCGCACGGCGGGUUGCCACACCAGCAGCAAUCGUUCGACGUGCAGACCGUCGACGAGGCGCAGUACCUUCAGGAACCGCAGCCCCCGCUGGUGAUCCAAACGGUCGAAGAGCAGAUUCAUAAGCAAAUCCACGAAGUCUUCAGCACAAUCACGGCGUUGACAACGGCCGGGACCGUUCCGUCGUCCUCGCCGCCGGAAGUGAGCCUACGCGUCGUGCAACCGCUGGCCGAUGUGUGCGUACAGGAAGGGCAACGGGUGCGCAUGCAGUGCGUGAUCGCGGGCCAUCCGGUGCCGAUGGUCGAGUGGUACAAGAAUGGCGUCAGCGUACACGGCAACCCGGACUAUCGGACGGGCUUCGAUCCGACGAGUGGCGUCUGUACGCUGGUGAUCGACGAAACGGUGACGGCCGACAGUGCCGAUAUCCUGUGCCGGGCAACGAACGAGGCCGGUGUGGCCGACACCACCGCCAGGUUGUGGGUAACGGAGGAGACCUCAUCGCCGGCAGUGCGACCAUCCGGGACGGCGCCCUCCUUUACGAUGCCCCUGCUCGAUGGUGGCGUGGCUCAGGAAGGACAACCGUUCCAGUAUGAUUGUGUCGUUGCCGGGAGCCCAGUCCCUGCGGUGCACUGGUACAAGGGCGAUCGCUGUAUCGAUGGAUCACCCGACUACCGCCAGGCGUACGAUCCGGCGUCGGGUGUGGCGUCACUACGCAUCGAGCAGGUUUACCUCGAGGACCAAACACACUACACGUGCCGGGCGAUCAACGAUUGUGGUUCGGACCAAACGAGUGCAUUCCUCACGGUCAAACCACUGGAACCGACCGAGUUCCCGGCGUUCCCGGAGCCCCUGUCGAACGUGAUGGCCCGCGUCGGGCAGAAGAUACGGCUUGAGGCGCGCGUCACCGGCACCCCGACACCGGAGCUGCGCUGGACCCACGACGGGAAGCCCUUCACGAACCGUGAAGUGAAAUUCCUCCACGAAAACGGGCGAGCGCAAUUGGUGAUAGACGAGGCGUUCCUGAAGGAUGCUGGUGUCUACACGCUGACCGCCCAGAAUCUCGCCGGUGAACAGUGCUGCUCGUGCGCGGUGGUGGUCAAGGGUCGACCGCCGAACGAAACCAGUGACUCGGAGGUGGGCGAGGUGGCACCAGGACCAGGAGGUGCUGCUGCCGGUGGCGGCGAUAUGGAGCCGGUGAAGCCGGCCAUUCAGUUGCCCCUGCGCGACGUGUCGGUGUUCGAGGGCAAACCGGUGCGGCUGGACUGUGUGAUCGUGGGCCAACCGGAGCCGGAAGUGAUCUGGUACCACGGUGAGCGGCCGGUGAAGGAGUCGGCCGACGUGCAGCUGCUGUUUCAGGGCGACCGCUGUUCGCUCGUGAUCCGCGAGGCAUUUUUAGAAGACGCGGGCCCGUACCGUGCCGUCGCUAUUAAUAGCGCCGGGGAAGCUGCGAGCCAGUGCGCGGUGAUGGUGACCCCGCUCAACACGGCCGACCCGGCCGUCCGGCCGCAGCCGCCCGUCGAGGGCGCCACCACCACCACCGUGGUAACCUCACCGGCUGUGGCCGCCACGGGAGCGACACCGCCCCGGUUCGAGCGGCUCCUGGCCGACAUCCUGGCGGACGAGGGCGACAAGGUGCAGUUCGAGUGUGCGGUAAGCGGUAACCCACGGCCCAACAUCCGGUGGUACGUGAACAAUCGUGAGAUUGCGGCCGACACACCCCGGGUCCACUGCGUCGUGCGGGACGAUGGCGUCGUAAAGCUCGUCCUGGAGCAAGUCCUGCCGGAUGAUAAGGGCGUGUACACGGUGAAAGCCGUGAGUCCGGCCGGUGAGGCCAAGUGCUUCUCGAACCUGAUCGUACGCUCGGUCAAUGCGCCCGAAUUCGAGACGGUGCCAGCCCCGGCAACCGAGAGCCAGGUGUGCCCCACGUUCCGGCAGCUGUUCGCCGAUCGGGUCGUGCGUCUUCACGAACCAACCAAGUUCGAGUGUAUCGUGACCGGGAAGCCACAACCGAAGGUGCGCUGGUUCUUCAACGACCAGCCGGUCCAGGGACACGAUUUCCUCGUGUCGACCAGUGGCGAUCGGCAGUUGCUCACCAUCCCGGAGGUACGCCCGGAGCUGACGGGGAAGAUUACGUGCCUGGCCGAGAGUGAAGCGGGCCACGCGCAGUGUGUCGCGAUUUUGCAGCUGCUGGAGCAGCUGGGAGGAACUAUGCCGACGCUCCCGGAACCACUCGGUGAGUCGAUGCAACAGGUCGACACGACCGGAGCCUCGUGCGUGACGUUCCAGAAGCACGUCACCAGCUCCUCUAGCUACUCAUCGUCGUCGCUGUCCAGCGUUCAGCAGAACGGGGUUCCGGUCGCUCACGAGGUACACGCCGAGUCAGCGAAGGUGGACCGUUCGUUCCAUCAGACGAACGACCAACCGGCGGAGAUCGCAGAGGCGAAGCAGUUCCAGCGGUACGAUCAGGUCAACGACCAGCCACCGGUUUCGGUGCAGCAGGAAUCGUCGAUUCGCGAAACCAUCAUCGCAAACUCGGGCCAGAUCAGCACGGGCAAGCCGGCCCGGCGCAACGUUGCACCGCGGUUCGUGGCCCCGUUUAACGGCAAGAUCGUCGACCAGGGGGUGGACGUGGUGCUGGAGGGCACCGUCGACGGGUAUCCGGCGCCUGAGGUGCGUGUCACCCGUAACGAUACCGAGCUGGUGCCGGAUGGCACGCGGAUCCUGGUGAACUACUCCCUGAACCGGCUCGUGGUGGAGCUCCGGAACGUGACACCGGCGGAUGCGGGCCGCUAUACGGCCACGGCCACGAACGCGGCCGGUGCCACCAGCUGCACCGCGGAUUUGGUGGUGAAAAAGUCCAUCUUUCCGCCCGUGUUCGGUCGGAGGCUCCAAGCGCAGACGGCCAGCCGGGGCGAUCGGGUCGUGCUGGACGUGGAGGUGACCGGUACACCGGAACCGUCCGUCGCGUGGCUCAAGGACGAUCGGCCGGUGCAGGAGGCACUCGCCCCUGGCAGCUACCACCUCCAGCAGGUUGGGCCGUGUGCCAGGUUGAUCUUCGAGCAGGUGACCCCGGGUGAGACGGGCCGUUACACGGUGCUGGCCCGGAAUGCGGGGGGCGAAGCGCAGAGCAUCGCCGACCUCGUGGUGCACGAGUGCGAAUCGGCCCUUCCGGCGCCGGCACCGUUGUCGUCCCAGAAGCACGUCUCGUUUGUUGACAUGGUUCAGCAGCAACAGCCAAAGUCGGGCGAACCGUUCGAUUCGAGCAGCAGCACCACCCACCAGGAGUACUCGAGCGAGGAGCGGCUGCUCGGGCCGCGGACCGAGUCGACGGUCGUCACCGAGACGCGCCGGACGACGGAGGCGACGAUGCGGAUGGAGCACAAGAUCGGGUUCCCCGAUCUGCCGCCCGUUCGCCUGUCGCAGCGCACCCAGACGCCCACCGUCGCGACGGUGUCCGAGGGCACGACCACGAAGCUGGCCGACGAUCCUGGUAGGGCGGCGACGGGCACCAACACCGAGCCGGUGGUGACCCGCUCGGACGCUACGCAAACGACACCAACACAGGCGCCGCAGCCCGAGCGCCAGCCGUCGUCGUUGCUGGCCGCUGCGGCCGCGGCCACCGAUCAGUCGAGACAGGAGAGUGGCAGCGCCCGCAGCUCGAUUGCGGACCGACGACCGAAGUCUUUCGAUCCACCGAAGGGGGCACCAGCAACGUCCGUCCCAGCUAAAGCCGAUUGUUCCGCAUUUCAGCCGAUCUACGCCCAGCAGCAGCAGCCCCAGCAGCAGCCCACGCCGCAGAUGUACUCGUCCUUCGCGUCGACGCAGCAGUUCCAGGCGUCCUCGACCGUCCAGCAGCACUCCUCGAUGCAGUACCAACCGUACCGACCGUCGAUGGUGGUGGAGCAGCCCUCGGCCCCGAUGGUUUACCAACCACCGGCCCCGGUGGUCCCAUCAUUUGCGGCUCCGCCGCCCACCCAGAGCUUCCCGCCGAAGGUGGCGCCGUAUCAGCCGACACCGGUCUACACGCCGGCACCGGCUCCGAUUCCCGCUCCGGCACCGGUCUUUGCACCGACGCUUCCGAAGCAGGAACCGGUGUCGGUACAGCACCACUCGCUGGCGACUGGCCCAGUGGCCACUCCGAACUUGCUGACCGGUCCGUCGUACAACCAAACGCCUCAGCCGUUCAAGCCGCUGCCACCGCCUUCGAUUACGCCCGGCAGUCUCCUGAACGCAUCGGCUCCCGUGGUGGACGGAUUCGGGAGCUCCCAGUCACUCCCAGUGCAGCCGCAGCCGCAGCCACCGGUAGCCGCUCAGUAUGUUGCGCCGCCGGAGGGUCCUGUGUCGCUGCCACCGUACCAGGAGCCGCUCUCGUUCGGGUCGUCCACCCGCCCGGUGGAACCACUGUACCCGGGCCAGCUGUCAUCUCAGCAGCCGCCACAACAGCCGGCUUACCUCUUCCAGCAGCAACAGCAGCAGCUACAACAGAUCCAGCAACAGCAGGAUUUGCUGCUUCAGCAGCAACAGCAGCACCUACAGCAGCUCCAGCAGCAGCAGCAGCAGCAGCAAUACUACGAAGAGCAACAGGAAGAAGUUUAUAAGAAGAUGUCGGUCAAGGAGACCAAGAAGCUGUUCGAGGAGACCUUGAUCCAGCAGCAGCAGCAGCAACAGCAGCAGUUGACGCACCAGCACCAGGUGUCGUACACCGACCUGAGGGCCCCGCGCAUGGUACAGUGCGCGGCGGCGACGCUACCGGCGGACUUUGGGUACGGGGCGAUUGCGGAGCUCGGUCUCGAGCCCGGACCCCAGCCAACGAUGGGCUACGCUCCGAAGGCGUCGAGCGAGCGCAAGAGCUCCUACUACCGGGAGCAGAUCGAGCAGUCCCUGCUGGAGAGCAUGGACAAGGAACCGGAACGCGUGCCGGCCGGCGGUGUCAAGAUUAUUCCGCCCAGCCCGCGCAAGAAGUCGAAACCGACGCCGGCGCCAGUGGCCGCGGCGGCACAAUCGGACAUACCGCCGGCGGGGGCCGGAACCGGAGCGCCUGCGCCGUUCGAGCAGCCAGCGGAGCCGCAGCAGCAGGGGGUCCCGGGGCCCAAGACCGGGGCCUCGGCGCUCGGCGCCAAGAGCCCGUUCACCGAGAGCGAGUACGAGAGCGACCUGGACGGUGGCAGCCGGAAGCUGAACGGGUACCUGGCCGACACCGAGGAAGUCCUGCACAAGUCGGUCACGUUCGCCGACCAAACGGAGGAGCAAAAGUUCGAGAGCUACUCGAGCAGCAAGGUAGAGACCCGCUCGACCCUCGUCACUAGCUCCGAAGUCGUACAGCAGCAGCAGCAGCAGCAGCAACAGGUGGUGGAGCAGGAAGCGUCGUCCACCGUCGGGCAGCAGCAGGAGCAGCUCAAGUCGGAGUCGGAAGUGACCGUCUCCACCGCGGAGACUGUUCAGGAGCAGCAGCAGCAGCAGCAGCAGGUUCGCAUUCGUCGCAUGUCUUCCGAGGCCGUCGCGAAAGAAACGGUUGAGGAGGGUGCCAAGAACUUUUUGGUGAACAACGAUCUGCCGGAGGAUCUGCAGCCGGUGAAGGUGUUGCCGACCGAGGAGCCGCUGCCGACGCUGAAGAAGGUUCCGGUACCGGCCGCCGUGCAGCCACCGGCGCUGGUGGACGAGCACCCGCAGUUGGUGCAGCCGGAAGUUCAGCCGCUGCCGCAAGUUCCGGAGCAGGUCGCUUAUCAGUCGCAGAAUGGCUACCCAGCAGCAGCACCCACCAGCCAGGUGGCCAGCGAGGUAUGGCGUCCACAGGAUGCGGGACCAACGGCGGCCGACGCAGUGGCGGGAGGCUACAAGCCAGUUCAGUUUGCGGUCCCGCCCAAGCACGAACAGCAGCAGGGCCCGGUGGCGACGGCGGUACCUCCGCCAUCAGUAUUCGAUCCCAUCGACAAAAUCCAAUCGAACCAAAUUCAAUACCCACUUGACACGCCAAAGAUUGAAAAGCCAAAGCCCAUCAGCUACGCCCAGCAGCAGCAGACCUCUUCGUCCGUCUAUCAGCAGCAGCAGCAGCAGCAGAGCUAUCAGCAGCAAUGCACGUACCAGCAGUCGUUCCCGCCGAACGAGGUCCAGCCGGCCGCCCAGUACUACACCUCGGUGACGGCUCAACCAGUCCACAGCAUGAUCGCCAGCGAGACGUCGCAGACGCUACAGAUGAAGGAGAUGUCCGAGAGCAGCAACCGGGUACUGAACGUACAGCAGACGCAGCAGCAGGUGGGAUACGGGCGGCCUCCGGGUCGCUUCACGCCCGGCGAGUACCGGGAUAGCGAUGGCUACGAUAGCGAUGGGUCACGUAUCCGGCCCCUCUGGACACCGCACCCGUCGGACAGUGACGAGCCGCACUACCGUAGCGUGCGGCCCAACUUCCAGCAGCCCCGCUCGACCUCGCUGCCGCGCCAGUACGAGCGCAUCCAGACGCCGAUGGAGUUCGACACGCUGCCGGUGCAGAUGCCGACCCGGAUCGCGGUGUCAGCCGUCGAGUCCGGCUCGUCGAAGCAGACCUUCGAAAGCUCCUCGUCGUCCAGCACGACCACCACCAUGAUGACGACCACGGAGAUGGUCCACAAGACCCAAACGCUGGACCGAUACUCGACCGCUUCCUCCAAGCGGCUCGCGACGACGCCCGUGCCGAACAUGCGCGACGAUAUGGCGGUGAAGGCACACCGGGUCGCACCGGUGAACACCGGCAGCAACAGCUAUGUCCAGCGGCAGGCCCAGGCGCAGGCCGACAGCAUGGCGCAGACGUUCAAGACGAAGGCGUACCACUUCGCCAACGAGGUGAUGACCGACAUCAAGAAGACCCCGAUUAAGCCCAUCCUGAAGAACGCGUACGGAGGCGCGAUGCCGUACGGAGCUGGUGCCCCGCCGCACUCUGCGCACUACGCCGCCGUUGCACCACCAGUGGCAGCAGCAGCACCACAACAGCAGCACCACCAACAGGUCGCCCCGCCACCGCAGGCCUACCGGGAGGAGUCACGAGUGUCGCAAUACGAAACGUCUUUCCUGUGCUACAAGGAACUACAACCCGCGGGAGCUAGUCCGUCCCAUCGAUCGAACGGAAGUCCCGGCGCUGGCCUUGACGAUGUAGACUCGCUCGAGAAAACGUACCGCUCCAUCUGCCUGAUACAGACCUGUGAAGUUGGUGGCCACGCGAGCCCAGCGCUCAGAAAAUCGCUGGUGCGCUUCAAGAUCUGCGGGAAGUUACGCUGCAGUGCGCAGCCCGAGCGCAGUCCCCCCGUCUACGGUGUACCGGUGACCCCUGCCCCAACGGUCGUCGCGCCCGUCACGCCCGUCACCGCCGGUGACUACUCGCCGCCGGUGUUUGAGCAGAUCUUCAAGAACUCGCGCUUCGCGCAGGGCGGCAACGCACUGUUCGAGGGCCGGCUUAAGGGCAAUCCGCGGCCGGAGGUUUCGUGGACUCGGAAAGGCGCACCCCUUCUCGACUCCACGAAGCACCGGCUGGCGUACAACCCGGCCACCGGCGCCGUCUCGCUGAUGAUCAACCAGAUCGGACCGGGCGACGAGGGCGAGUACACGUGCAAGGCGCGGAACGCGGUCGGCGAGGCGAUCUGCUCGGUGUUCAUCCAGCCCGAGGGCAUGCCAACGCCGCACUUCCAGCAGCAGCAGCAGCAGCAGGUCCAGCGCCGAGAGCAGCGCCAGACCGUGGUCAAGCAGCAGCAGCAGUACACGAAUGGGUACUCGCACACCGAGGAGGAGUUCAAGGUGGACACGUUCGAGUAUCGGUUGCUGCGCGAGUCCUCGUACCGGGAGUCGAUCACGCGCCGGUACCAGGGUGAAACCGAUGCCGUGCUGGUCAGCGUGCCGGACCCGGCGCUUGGUCCGGCCGCGGCACCGCAGAUCGGCCAGAAGCCCCGCAACUCGAAGUUGGCCGAAGGGUCGGAUGCGGUGUUCAGUACGAGUGUGGUCGCUAACCCACGGCCGCGGCUUUCGUGGUUUAAGGACGGCCAGCGGAUAAUCCCGUCGGCCGACCGGUACGAGGUGAGCUACGCGAACCAGCAGGCGACUCUGCGCGUUCGGAACGCAACGGCCCGCGACUCCGGCCACUACACCCUGCUGGCGGAGAACCCACAGGGUUGCCAGGUAUCGUCGGCCAUCUUGGCGAUCGAACCGGUUGUCGCGGCCGAGCAGCAACACGUGGUGACGCAGUUCGAACGAUCGGAGCAGCACCACCAACAGCAGCAGCAGCAGCAGCAGCAGCAGUACAUCGAAAGCUCGACCGAGGCAACCAAAGCCCUGGGGCCAUCGUUCGUGACGCUCAUCCAGGACGCGGAAACGACCGAGGGGAAGCUAGUGCGGUUCGAUUGCCGUGUGACGGGCCGUCCGUAUCCGGAGGUUGCCUGGUACAUCAACGGCAAUCUGGUGACGGACGACGCAACCCACAAGGUGCUGGUGAACGAGUCCGGCAACCAUUCGCUGAUGAUCACCGCCACCGGUCGGUACGAUCACGGCGUGGUGACGUGCGUGGCCCGCAACAAGACGGGUGAAGUGGCCGCCCAAGCGAAGCUGGUCGUCUGCGAGCGGGAACAGAUCGUGGCACCGAAGUUCGUCGAACGCUUCACGACCGUUAACGUGAAGGAGGGUGAACCGGUGCAGCUGUUUGCGCGUGCCAUCGGAACGCCGCUGCCACGCAUCACCUGGCAGAAGGAUGGCAUCCCGCUCGUCCCUGGGCCGGAUGUGCAGAUCUUUAGCGACAAUAGUGGAUCGACCACGGUCGAUAUCGCGCGGGCACGGGCCACCGAUGCCGCGUGGUACCAGUGCACGGCUCAGAACGUGGCCGGCACCACCGCGACCCGGGCUCGGCUGUUUGUCGAAACGCCGAAGGGACCGGCGCCGGAGCAGAAGCGUCUUAAUUUGCCACGCCCGACCAAGGUCAUCCAGCCGGAAGCCGCUCCUGAACCGGAGAUCAUCUUUCUGCGGCACGUGGAGCGGGCCGCUCCGCAUCUGCCCCCGAAGGAGGAGGAACGGACGUACCCGCCGCCGAAGUUCAUCGUCCCGCUUGGGGACGUUGCUCAGGUCGAGGGCGGGAAGGUUCACUUCGAGGCGCGCAUUGAACCGGUCUCGGAUCCAACGAUGCGUGUGCAGUGGUUCCUGAACGGCAACCUGAUCCAAGCCAGUUCCCGGGCGAACACAACGUUCCAGUUCGGGUUCGUAGCACUGGAUCUGCUGACGAUCGUGAUGGAGGACAGUGGCGAGUACCUGUGCCGACUGUCCAGUGCGACCGGGGUGGCCGAAUCGCGGGCCCUGUUGAGCGUGCAGCCGAGGCCACCGAUCGAGCAGCAGUCGCAGCACCAGCAGUCGACGCUCGAUCAGCUCCAGCACCUGGAGGACUACUCGAAGUACGUGCGGACGGAGAGCAUCGAGGAGGUGGUGAACCAGCGGCCCGCUUUCACGCGCCCCCUACAGGACCUGGGCGAGCUGGAGGAGGGCCGGAAUGCGCACUUCGAGGCGCAGAUCACACCGGUCAGCGAUCCGACGAUGCGCGUCGAGUGGUACAAGGACGGUCGGCCGAUCACGGCCAGCUCGCGCAUUACGGCGAUCUUCAACUUUGGCUACGUUUCGCUAAACAUUAUGCACCUGCGGGCUGAGGACGCCGGGACGUACACGGUGCGCGCGGUGAACCGCAUCGGAGAGGCGAUCAGCACGUCGAAGAUCAGCGUGGUCAGCAAGGCGCCCGUUACCGGUGAUCUGGGCAUCUCGGAGCAGCGUAACUACAUCCAGAAGAUCGAAGAGCUGGAGCAGUACCAGAAGUACCAGAACAUGAAGUUCUACGAGGAAACGCCCGAGAGCACGCAGCGGCCAGAGUUUAAGAGCCCGAUCUCGGAUCAGCUGAAUGUGCGCGAGGGAGGCUUCGCGCACUUCGAAGCCCGUCUCGAGCCGGUCGGCGAUGCGACGCUGCGGGUGGAGUGGCUCAAGGAUGGACACCCGGUGGAGGCGAGCUCGCGCAUCACGUCGUUCUGUAACUUUGGGUACGUGGCGCUCACGAUCAAGCAGGUCACCGUGCAUGACGUCGGUCAGUACACGUGCCGGGCGUACAAUUCGCUCGGCGAGGCACACGUCACCGCGCGGUUGACGGUCGUGACGCGUCAGGACAUCAUCGUCGACUCGCAGACGAGCCACAUGGGCAUGGAGAAGAUCCAGUACCUGGAGGAUGCGUCGCGCUACACACGUACCCAGCAGCAGGAGGUAGAGCAGCAGGUCAUCGUGCAGCCGGAACCGCGUUUCCUGGGGCCACUCAAGGGUACGACACGGAUCGUCGAGGGUCAGCGUGCCCACUUUGAGGCUCGGUUGGAACCCCAGUCCGAUCUGACGAUGCGCGUCGAAUGGUACCACAACGGGCGCCCGCUGAUGAGCGCCAACCGGAUCCAGACGUACCACGACUUUGGGUACGUUGCGCUCGACAUUCUGGAUGUCCGCGCCGAGGACUCUGGCACCUACACGCUGGUCGCUAUGAACAGCGCGGGACAGGCGCAGGUUGAAGCGACGAUGGUUGUCGAAACACGCGCCGCGAUCGAUACGACCAGCAUGCACCACGUGGUGGAGCGCUCGCAGCAGCAAGCCGAGAAGCAGUUCGUGGAACCGCAGUACCAGAUCGAGGAGCUGUGCAAAUCGAAACCGAUCUUCACGCAGCCCCUGUCCGAUCCGCAACCGGUCGGCGAAGGACGUAACAUCCAUCUGGAGUGUAAACUGGAACCGCUGGGCGAUCCGACGAUGCGCGUCGAGUGGUACCAGAACGGGCGCCCGAUUACGGUCGGGUCACGCUUCAAGACGUACUACGAUUUUGGGUUCGUAGCGCUGGACAUCCUUCACUCGACGGCACUGGACUCGGGCGAGUACACGGUCCGGGCGACGAAUCAGCUCGGAUCGGCCCACACGUCCGCUUGUGUCCGCGUGAUCACGCGUUCCGAUGUGAUCACCGAAGCGCAGAGCGAAAUGAGCGUCGAGCAGAUGCAGUACCUGGAGGAUGCGUCCCGCAUGCGACGGGAUGUGCUCGAGGACAUUACCGUAAUGUCGGCACCCCAGUUUGCUCGCUCGCUACACAACAUCGAAACGUUCGAGGGCACCAAUAUUCACCUGGAGUGUCGCCUGCAACCGGUCGGUGAUCCGUCGAUGCGUGUCGAGUGGUUCGUGAACGGGCUGCCGGUCAAGAUCGGGCACCGGUUCCGGCCGGCGUACGAGUUCGAUUACGUGGCGCUCGAUCUGCUAGGUGUGUACGCGGCCGACUCGGGUGUUUACACGUGCCAGGCGCGCAACUCGCUCGGCGAAGCGGUCAACUCCUGCUCGGUGCGCAUCAUGGCCAAGAAGGAUCUGAUCCUGGAGACGCAGUACCCGGCGGGACUGGAGAAGCUCCAAUACCUGGAGGACAUUGCGCGGUACCGCAAGACCGAGUACGUGGACGAGAUCGUUAACGUGAAGCCGCGCUUCCUGACGAAACCGAAGAACAUUGAGCGGGCGGCCGAGGGUGGCCACGCACACUUCGAGUGCAAGCUGGAACCGGUCACCGAUCCGAACCUGAAGGUCGAGUGGUACAAGAACGGUAUGCCGAUCACCGUCGGUCAUCGGUUCCGCCCGAUCCACGACUUUGGGUACGUCGCGCUGGACAUUGUGGAUUUGAUCGCCGAGGACACUGGCACCUACAUGUGUCGCGCGGUCAACCUGGUCGGUGUGGAUGAGAUUGCGGUGCAGCUAUCGUGCCGCGGUUCGCAGCAGAUCCUGACCAGCACGCAGAACGAGAUGGGACUCGAGCAGAUCCAGUAUCUGGAGGAGAAGACGCGCGCCCAGCGAUCGGAGUAUCUGGACGAGAUGACGACCCAGGCGCCCACGUUUACCACCUCGCUGAAGCACAUCGAAAUCAAGGAGGGUCAGCGGGCCCACUUCGAGUGCCGGUUGAUUCCGGUGUCGGACCCGACGCUCCGGGUCGAAUGGUACCACAACGAGGCACCGGUCAAGACCGGGUCCCGGUUUACGGAGACGAACAACUUCGGGUUCGUGGCGCUCGACAUUAUGGGCUGCCUGGCGGACGAUUCCGGCACGUACACGUGCCGGGCGGUGAACGCGCUCGGCGAAGCGGUCACAUCGGCCACCUGCAUGGUGCACACGCGCAAGAACAUCUACUCUGAGUCGCAGCACGAGCACGCACUGACCAGUCUGCGCUACCUGGAGGACAGCUCGCGCUAUCACCGCGAAACGGAGGUGGACGAAGUCGUCACGCAGGCGCCCGUCUUUACGCUGCCGGUGAAGGACGUGAAGGUGGCCGAGGGCCAGGCGGUUCACUUCGAGGCUCGCCUGGUUCCGGUCGGCGAUGCGAAGAUGCGUGUCGAGUGGCUCCGGAACGGCGUGCCGAUCGAAGCGUCGAACCGGAUCACGACGAUGCAUGACUUCGGGUACGUGGCGCUCAACAUGAAGUACGUGAACCCGGAGGACUCGGGCACGUACACGUGCCGGGCGACGAACGAUCUCGGCCAGGCCGUGACCUCCGCCAAGCUGAUGGUCCAGUCGAAGGCGUCGCUCGAUCUGGAAACGCAGAACGAGAGCGCCCUGGAGAAGAUUCACCAGCUCGAGGACUCGGUCCGGUUCCAGAGGCGCGAGGAGGAAGAAGUGGCCGUUACGCAACCGCCACGCUUCACCACCAAGCUGCACGGUCCGACCAGUUUGGUCGAGGGUCAGUCCGCUCACUACGAGUGCCGGAUUGAGCCAUACCCCGAUCCGAGCCUGCGAGUCGAAUGGUUCCACAACGGGCAACCGCUCACAACGGGCCAUCGCUUCCGGACGACGUACGACUUUGGGUUUGCCGCUCUCGACGUACUGACGGUGUACGCGGAGGACUCGGGCGAGUACACGUGCCGCGCAACGAACCACCUGGGCCGGGAAACGUCGUCGAUCGCGCUAACGGUCGCCCCGAAGGCCGGCAUCGUGCGGGAAACGCAGCAUGAGGGGGCCCUGGAGAAAAUCCAGUACCUUGAGUGUGACGCCCGGUACGGCCGCAAGGGUGACGAUGAGACGUACGUGGCUGAGAAGCCCGCGUUUGGGCGGCCACUCAAGAACGCGUGCGUAACCGAGGGGCUUCCGGUGCACCUGGAGGCGACCCUGACGCCGGUCAACGAUCCGACGAUGAAGGUCGAGUGGUACUGCAACGGGCGGCCGAUUCAGCAGGGCCACCGGUUCAAGACGACGUACGACUUUGGUUUCGUAGCUCUCGACAUCCUGUAUGCACACGCUGAGGACACGGGCACUUACAUGUGUAAGGCCAAGAAUGCUAUCGGAGAGGCUGUCACGACGUGCGCUGUUAAAGUCACAGCAAAUGCUGGGUUAUACUUGGAGACACUUGAUGAGCAGCGACUGCAGAAGAUCAAGGAGCUGGAGAGCUACCAGAAACCACAGACGCAGGAAGUCGAACCGGCCAAGCAGAAGCCGGUCUUCCUGACCCCACUGACCAGCCUGGAGAGCCUGAAGGAGGGCGACUACGCCCACCUCGAGUGCCGCGUGGAACCGAUCAACGAUCCGAACCUGCGUAUCGAGUGGUUCAUCAACGGCAAGGCAAUCCGCGCCGGGCACCGGUUCCGCACGACGCACGAUUUCGGCUACGUCGCCCUGGACAUCCUGUACGUGUACGGGGAGGACUCGGGCACGUACAUGUGCAAAGCGACCAACCAGGUCGGCGAAGCGGUCAGCACGUGCAACAUCCGCGUUACGAACAAGCGGAACAUUAUCUUCGACUCGCAGCACCCGGACGGGCUGGAGAAGAUCCAGAAACUGGAGGCCCACGUGCGGCCGUCGCGCCUGGAGCUUGACGAACCGGAAGUGACGGCGCCGCGCUUCGUGACGGAACUGCGCGGAACGACCGAGAUCGCUGAGGGCCAGACGGCCCACUUUGAGGCGCAGGUCGAACCGAUUCACGAUCCAAACCUGCGCAUCGAGUUCUAUCACAACGGCAAACCGCUACAGUCGGCGUCCCGGUUCCACAUCACGUUCGACUUUGGGUACGUGGCGCUCGACAUCCAGCACGCCGUGGCGGAAGAUGCCGGCGAGUACACGGUGAAGGCGAUCAACGCAAAGGGCCAGUGCAAGUCGUCGAUCAAGAUGCAGGUGACGGCGAAGGGAGCGAUCAUCUCCGAAACGCAACACCCGGAGGGUCUGGACAAGAUCAAGCAGCUGGAAGGGGCCGGUCCAUUCCGACGCCCAGAAAUCCAGGAUGCGGUCACGCGCCAGCGUCCCGUGUUCACGCAGCCCCUGCAGAAUAUCGAUUUCGUUGCCGAGGGUCAGACGGCACACUUCGAGUGCCGGCUGAUUCCGGUGGGCGAUCCGAAUCUGAAGGUCGAGUGGUACCGCAACGAGAAGCCACUCGAGGAUAGCUCGCGUAUCGCGAAGCAACACGACUUUGGGUUCGUCUCGAUGGACCUGCAGCACGUGCGCGAGGAAGACGAAGGUGUGUACAUGUGCCGGGCGAUCAAUCCGCUCGGGGAGGCCGUUACGACCGCUUCGAUGCGCGUCCGCACGAAGGCCAGCAUCCAACUGGACACGCAGCACCCGGAGGGCAUGAGAAAGAUCAUUGCGCUCGAGCAACCGCACCAGGCGCGCCCCGACGAGGCGGAGGCGGCGUUCGAGAAGCCGAUCUUUACGCAGCUGUUGAGCGGUCCGUCGGAACUGUGGGAAGGCCAGCAUGCGCACUUCGAGGCACGCGUUGUGCCGGUCGGGGACGCCAGCAUGCGGUACGAGUGGUACGUGAACGGGGUUGAGCUGAAGAUGGGCUCCCGGUUCCGGACGACGAACGACUUUGGGUUCGUCACGCUCGACAUCAACUCGGCCGUGGCCGAAGACUCGGGCGUGUACAUGUGCAAGGCGAUCAACCGGGCCGGUGAGGCGGUCUCGUCCACCACGAUGAAGGUCAAGUCGAAGGCCUCGAUUGCGGGUGAACCGCUACUGCCGGAAGCCUGGGAGAAGAUCCAGCUGAAGGAAGCCGCCAUGAACCGGGUACCGGACAUGUUCGUCGACACGACACCCCAGCAGGCCCCGGUCUUCACGACGCACCUCGAGAGCCACGACAAGCUGCAGGAAGGCCAGCACGUCUACCUGGAAGCCCAGGUCGAACCGCGGGCCGAUCCGAACCUGCGCAUCGAGUGGUUCAAGAAUGGUAUCGCCAUCACGACCGGCGCCCGAAUCCGCAGCACGUUCGAUUUCGGGCUCGUCACGCUCUCGAUCAACGGGCUGCGGGCGGACGAUUCGGCCAUCUACACGUGCCGGGCCACGAACCAGCUCGGCGAAGCCGUUUCGACCGCUACGCUCAAGAUCGACGCCAGCCACUGGCUGCUCGGCGACACGCUGCACCCAUCGUCCGUGCAAAAGAUCCACGACCUGGAGGCACCGCGCGUGAACCUGCGCGACGUCCCGGAAGCCCAGUUCGAGUCGCCCGUCUUCAUUAGCCACCUGAACAACGUGGAGAUCAAGGAAGGCGAGAACGCCCGCUUCGAGUGUAACGUCCAGCCGUCAAAGGAUCCGACGAUGCAGAUCGAGUGGUACGCCAACGGGAAGCCGCUCCCGACUGGAUCGCGCUUCAAGACGACGUACGAUUUCGGGUUCGUGGCACUGGACAUUUCCGGCGCGUACGCCGAAGACUCCGGUAUCUACACGUGCAAGGCGACAAACGCGAAGGGUUCGGCGUCCACCUCCGGCUCGCUGCGGUGCACCGGAACGAAGACGAUGUUCCUUGACACACAGCACCCGCAGGGGGCAGCCGGUCUCGAAGCCGUCCAGGACACGGAGGCGGCCCUCGCCAACCGGCAUCGUCGGGACGAUGGCGCGCCCGACACCACCUACCCGAAGCCCCAGUGGAUCGUCCAGCUGCAGUCGGAGUUCCGGCUGACGGAGGCCGAAUCACUGCACCUGGAGGGCACGGUCGAACCGAAGGACGAUCCGAACCUGCGCAUCGAGUGGUACUUCAACGGAAAGGUGCUCCAGCACGGAUCACGCUUCCGGAUGACGAGCGACUUCGGUUUCGUGACGCUCGACCUGUCCGAGGUGUACGAUCGCGACCAGGGCAUCUACACGUGCAAGGCGUACAACGCGGCCGGCGAGGCGUUCACCUCGUCCACGGUGUACUGCGCCUCGAAGGAAGGCCUGAUCGAGCGCACGCAACACCCGAAGGGUACCGAGGGCCUCGGAAAGAUCCAGGAUCUGGAGGACUCGCUGCGUCGUCCGGGUGCCGGUCAACCGGAGGCGGACGCGGGCCACGCGCCCCGUUUCACGUCCGAGUUCAUCGCGAUCACCAACAUCGGCGAGGGUGAGAUUGCGCACUUCGACGCCACACUCAUCCCAACCGGCGAUCAGUCGAUGGCGAUCGAGUGGUUCUACAACGGCAAGCAGUUGGACGCGAGCCACCGCGUGCGAACGGUGUACGCGUUCGGCAUGGUCGUGCUGGAGAUCCUCGGUACCAAGAUCGAGGACUCGGGUAGCUACACGUGCCGCGCAACCAACAAGUGGGGCACGGCGGAGAUCAGCGUUCAGCUGGAGUGCGUGGAGAAGCCGACGGGCCAGAAGCCUCGCUUCACGACGCACAUCCAGAACCUGGAGGGCCUGAAGGAUGGGCAGUCGGCGCACUUCGAGUGCACGCUCAUCCCGGUCACCGAUCCGGACCUGAAGGUCGAGUGGUUCCACAAUGGCAAGCCGAUGCGCCACUCGAACCGCAUCAAGCCGGUGUCGGACUUUGGGUACGUGCUGUUGGACAUUGCGUACGUGCAGAACCACGACUCGGGCGAGUACGUGUGCCGUGCGUCGAACAAGUACGGUGAGGACUCGACCCGGGCCACACUCCGGUGCACCGGCAAGGGUGGCGUGUACCUGGAGUCGCUGCAGCCGGACUCGCUGGCACGCAUCCGGGAGCUCGAGGCACAGGCCGGCUCGAAGCAGACGGCCGCCGGAUCGCCGGUCGGUGAAGCGCCGCGGUUCACGACGAAGAUCGCGGACGUUACGAAGCUGGUGGAGGGACAGAGUGCUCACUUCGAGGCACGCCUGACGCCGAUCAACGACCCCGAGCUGGUGGUCGAGUGGUACUGGAACGGGCAGAAACUUCCGCACGGACACCGGUACCGGACGUUCCACGACUUCGGCAUCGUCAUCCUGGACAUCCUGUACUGCUACGAGGAGAACUCGGGCGAGUUUGAGUGCCGGGCCACGAACAAGUACGGCUCGGACAGUACCAAGGCGUCGCUGAAGUGUAUCUCGAAGGCGAACCUCAUCCUCGACUCGCAGCUUCCGCGCGGCAUGGAAGGUGGCCUCGAGAAGAUCCAAACCCUGGAGGACUCGCUGGUGCGGACGCGUGACGAACGCGAUCGGGUCGAGGGUGGCCGGGCACCGGUCUUCACCGUGCCCCUGUCGAACAUUGACUCGCUGCGCGAAGGCGAAAGCGCUCACUUCGAGGCCAAACUCACGCCAACGGACGAUCCGAAGCUGAAGGUGGAAUGGUUCUGGAACGGAAAGCCCCUCAAGACUGGAUCCCGGUUCCGUACGUUCUGUGACUUUGGGUUUGUCAUUUUGGAAAUUUCACCCGUCUAUCCGGAGGACUCGGGCGAGUACUCGUGCCGUGCCACCAACGACUACGGCCAGGCGGUCACGACCUCCACGAUGAAGGUGCAGGGCAAGCGUAGCAUCAUCCUCGAAUCGCAGCUCCCGAAGGGCAUGGAGGGUACGAUCGAGCGGAUUGCCGAGCUGGAAGGGCUAGGCAUUCCGCACGGUGGACUCGGGUCGCCGGACGACGACACCGGCAAGCCGCCCGAGUUCAUUACGACCCCGUCGGACAUGACGCUGACCGAGAACUCGCUGGCCCACUUUGAGUGCCGGCUGACGCCGAUCAACGACCCGAGCAUGCGCGUCGAGUGGUAUCACAACGGCAAGGCGCUGUGGGCCGGAUCGCGCAUCAAGACGAUCAACGAUUUCGGGUUCGUGAUCCUGGAGAUUGCCGGCUGCUACCAGCGCGACUCGGGGCUGUACACGUGCAAGGCGACCAACCGGCACGGGGAGGCGACCGUCUCCUGCAAGCUGACCGUGCGCGGCCGCCAGGGCAUCAUCAUGGAGCCGCAGCUACCAUCGAACUUCCGUACCGGCACCGAAAGCAUCCAGAAGCUGGAGGAACAACUUCACAAGCGCGAGGAGCUGCUGAUGGACGAGGAAGAGGGCCGGCCGCCCAAGUUUGUGGUCGAAAUCAAGGAUAACGUAGACAUUGCCGAGGGUGGCCCGGUCCACUUCGAUUGUCGCGUCGAACCCGUCGGUGAUUCGUCGAUGCGGAUCGACUGGUUCCACAACGGCAAACCAUUCGCCACCGGGUCUCGGGUGCACAUGCUGAACGAUUUCGGAUUCAUUGCCCUCGACAUGGACUACGCGUACGUGCGUGAUUCGGGCGUGUACGAGUGCCGGGCCACGAACAAGUGGGGUACGGCUUCGACCACGGCCAAGGUGACGGUGGUUUCGCGCGGUGGCAUCGUGCUAGACUCGCAGCUCCCGGAGGGUAUGACCGCGUCGAAGCUGAAGGAACUGGAACGGGGCAAAGUGACACUGGCAACUCAGGAAGAGCGUACGUUCGGUCCGCCGAAGUUCGUGUCCCAGAUCCAGUCGGCUACGAUCGAUGAAGGCGAAACGAUCCGGUUCGAGUGCCGCGUCGAGCCGAAGGAGGACCCGAAGCUGCGCGUCGAGUGGUUCCGCAACGGAAAGCCGCUCCCGAGUGGCCACCGGUACCGUACGAUCUACGAUAUGGGCUUCGUAUCGCUCGAUAUCCUGUCGGUGUACACGGAGGACGCUGGCGAUUACACGUGCCGGGCGUUCAACGAGCACGGUGAGGACGUGACGAAGGCGCACAUCACCUGCAAGAAGCUGCCCUCGAUCGUGCUGCAGAACCAGAUCCCGAAGGGAAUGCAAAAGUCCGAAACGCUCAUGCAGAUGGAGGCUACGAUCAAGAAGUACACGGAGGAGAUCUUCCUCACCGAGGACGAUCUGUUCGAUCCGGAUCGCAAGCAGCCACCGCGUUUCGUCACUCAGAUCAAGGAGCAGACCAACCUGGUCGAGAUGCAGGCCACCAAGUUCGAGUGCCAGCUGGCCCCGGUCGGCGAUCCGGACAUGAAGGUCGAGUGGUUCUACAACGGCAAACCACUGCCGUACAAGAAUCGCUUCACGCCGAUCUACGACUUUGGCUACGUGGCGAUGAACUUUGGUUGGGUUUAUCCGGAGGACAGCGGCGAGUACUUGUGCCGUGCCACGAACCUGUACGGUAUGGAUGAGACUCGGGCCGUCAUCAAGACCACCGGCAAGCCGGGUAUUGUCUACGACUCGCAGCUCCCGAAGGGCAUGAAGAGCAUCCAAAAGAUUCGCGAGAUGGAAGCCUUGUGGAAUUUGAACAUUCCGGAGGUGAUCGACGAGACGCAGAAACCGAAGAAGGAACCGGCGUUCGUUAGCCGACCGGAAUCGAUCGAGGUGGAGGAAGGCGAAUGGGCUCGGUUCUGCUGCCGUGUCACGGGACAUCCGAAGCCGCGCGUGAUGUGGCUCAUCAACGGACACACCGUGGUUAAUGGUCAACGCUACAAGCUGACGUACGACGGCAUGUACCACUUCGACAUCCCGAAGACGCGCCAGUACGAUACCGGCAAGAUCGAGGUGAUUGCGCGCAGCUCGGUCGGUGAGGCGGUCGCUAGCUGUGAGCUGAAGAUUACUCCUCGCCGCGAUGAUUAUCGUGGCGUGCUGAAGAACUCGCCCAGACCAUGGUACGACUACGACCUAGUCGCCUAUCAGAAGGGCCGCAACGAGACCGACCUGGAGAUGACGCUGCAGGAGGAGAAGGCGAAAAAGAAGCGCGUCGCCAAGGUGACGCAGAAGGCGAAGGUGAAGAAGGACGGUGAAACCGAGUGGCAGAAGACGGUCAAGAAGAAGAAGGGCGAGGAGUACUACAGCAAGCUGGCCGAGCUGGAGACGGAGCAGCUGACCAAGGAGCAGAAGAUGCGCGAAGAGAAGCACCAGUUUGCGAUCCCGGGCGAGAAGGUCGUCAGCCAGUCGCUCGCCAAGGGCAUGGCCAGCGCCUACGAGCAGACCCUUGAGGAAACGAAGGAGAACGUUGAGCUAAUUGAUGCCUCACGGAUGAAGCUGGUCCCGGAGCCGACGGAAACGUCCGUCCAGGGUAAGGAGGUGCACGUGUCGCAGCAGAAGCAAACGCAGAAGGAGGUGUACGACGAUAAGGAGAUCAUCCGCAAGAUCACCGCCACCGAGACGACCGAGAUGGAGCACAAGGGCACGACGCAGGAGCGUGUAGUCGAGGGUCCGGUCCAGCCAACGAAGCCCCCGGUGUUCACCAAGAAGAUCCAGCCGUGCCGGGUGUUCGAGAACGAACCGGCCCGGUUCGAGGUCGAGUUCGACGGUGAACCGAUGCCGACGGUCAAAUGGUUCCGGGAGAACUUCCAGAUCCACAACUCGUCCGACUUCCAGAUCCACACGUUCGGCAGCAAAUCGGUGCUGAUCAUCCGGCAGGUGUUCCUCGAAGAUUCGGCCGUGUUCGCCGUGAUCGCCGAGAACCGGGGCGGCACGGCCAAGUGUAGCGCCAACCUGGUGGUGGAACAGCGCCGACAGCAGGGUCGCGGUGGCGUCAUCCCGCCCAGCUUCGUGAGCACCAUCACCGACACGACGGUAUCGGCCGGCCAGCUGGCACGGUUCGACGCGAAGGUUACCGGCACAAAGCCACUCGACGUGUACUGGCUGAAGGGCGGACAGAAGAUUGCCCCGAACAUCAAGUACAAGACGCUCGAGGAAGACAACAACUACACGCUGCUGAUCAUCGAGGCGUACGCCGAGGACAGCGCCAAGUACGAAUGCGUUGCCAUCAACGGUGCCGGCGAGGCCCGGUGCGAUGCCGUCUGCACCGUGGAUACCCCAGUGACGCCGAUCAUCGAGAAGCCGGCUACGCCCGGCACCGAGCGCCCGCCGACGCUGGUCGAACCGCUCAAGGAUAAAACGGUGCCCGAGGGCCAGUCGGUGGAGUUCCGAACGCGUGUCACCGGCAAACCGACGCCGACCGCACAGUGGUUCAAGGGCGACAAGCAGAUCAAACCGUCCAAGUACUUCCAGAUGGCGAAGGACCGGGACGCGUUCACGCUGAUCGUGACCGAGGCGUUCCCCGAGGACGAGGGCCAGUAUCUGUGCAUUGUGUCGAACGCGGGUGGUGAGGUGCACACGACCGCCACACUGAAGGUGGUGGCCCCGGAAAUGCCGGACGCGGUGCCGAAGCUGAGCGAAAUGAAGGACUGCCUGGUGGACGAAGGUUCACCGGCACAGUUCAAGACGAGCAUCGUUGGCAAGCCGACCAAAAUGACCGUGCAGUGGUUGCGCGAGGGUCUGCUGAUUCCGGAGUCGCCCGACUUCCAGAUGAUCAACGAAGGCAACAAUGCGGUCCUGCUGAUCGGCACCACGUACGAGGAGGACUCCGGCCUGUUCACCUGCCGGGUGACAACGUCCGGCGGGCAGGUUGAGACGUCGGCCAAACUGAUAGUCAAAAAGCGCCGGAAGCAGCUGCGUCAGCCGUUGCUGACGGCCGAUGGCGUCCCGGCGUUCCCCAAGUCGGUGCCACAUGUCGGAGCGCAACCGCCGACUGCUCAGCAGCAGCAGCAGCAGCAGGAGCAGAGUGAUGCGUCGUACGAUAGCAGCACGAGCCAGGAAGUGGACAGCGAGUUUGUACCGCAGGGUGACGAGAGUCUGCCGUGGCGACGAUCACGCAGCUCAUCGCAGGGUCGGCAGCCUGGUGUCGCUCCGUGGCGACGGCCUUCGCAGGAUGGGCGGCGUACGUCACGCGAUCGGUCACUAUCGAUCGACCGGCGGGAAGAGGUCAAACCGUGGACCUCGGAGGUGGUUAAGCUGAAGAAGACCUCCACCGAGCGGAAGACGAUCGAGAAGGAGAAGCUGGCGAGCGUCCAGCUGAAGCCGACGCAAAUUCAGAAGCCCCAGAUCAAGCGGGAGCAGCUGGAGAAGGUUGACCUGAAGAUGGUCAAGCAGCAGCGGCAACGGGAGGAAAUUAGCGAACAGCACAUGGAGGAGAUGGUCGAGGCCAUCAUCAGCGAGCGGACAGCGGAGGAUCGGGUCGACUAUGGGGUGCAGAAGCUGCGCCACGAUGAGGACAUUUCCAUCCUGGAGAUCACCCAGCAGGUGGACGAGCUUAUUCGGCGGGAUUCGCAGGCGAAAGGAGUGCCGUGGCGUCGUGGAGGCCCCCGAAAGGAGAAACAGGAGUUUGUGGAGACGGACGAAAGUAGUCGGCUAACGGUGGACCGGGAGGAAGUCACACUCGAGCACGACCAGAAGGCCGGUGUGGCCUGGCGUCGUGGUAAGGCUCCGGUAGAGCCGGAGCUGGAGCGUCAACCGUUCGCUCAGAUCGAAGACACGACCCUGCUCAGUGUGGAUCGGUCGGAGGAGCAAGAAGCGAAAGAAGUGGAAGUGGAAAAAGGAGUUCCGUGGCGUAGAGGCCCCAAACCCGAACGGGGACAGUUCACGGAGCAGGAGGAUAGCUCCCGGCUGGUGGUGGAGCAGAGCGAACAGGAGACAGAAACGACUCCCACCGAGAAACCGGUCGCUUGGCGAAGAGGACCCAAGGAGCCGAAAGAACCGACGGCGGAGGAGAAACCGGUCGAGGAGCAACCGCCGUCGGUGCCGCCGUGGAUGCGCGGACGGAAGCCAGGUCCGAAGCGGGAGCUACCGAAGCCACCGGAACCGGAGCAGAUCCCGCAGGUGGCGCUGAAGCCGACACCGCGGCAAAAGAAGGAACUGGUCCGGGAGACGAUCGAGGAGGUAUCACUGAAGCCAGUGCCCAAGAAGCCACAACCGCAAGAGGAAGCCAGACCCGGCGACGCCGAAGAGGCACCGGAGCAACGAACGAAACCGAAAAAGAUCACCGAACUGACGCCGAGUCAGGAGUUGGAGUUGUUGGAGAAGGAAAGCUUGGAACCGGCGGAGAAACCGCCGGUGGCCCAUGAACCCGAGGUCGUGACCGAGAAACGACCGGACGAACCGCCGAAGGAGGCCGCUGCACCCGAGCAGCCCUCGUGGAGACGUACGAAAAAGCCGAAGCCAGAGGAGCCGGCUCAGGAGGAGAAACAGUGGCCCACGGGCAAACGGAGGCCACUGCCCGAAGAGGCAAAGGAAGACAUCACGCUGAAGCCAAUUCCGAGGCCCAGCGUUGAGGAGACUCCGGUACCGGCCCAGGAUGCUUUUGUUGGUCGCGUUCCACAAGCACCCAUCGAAGAUACAGAGGCCCCAGUGCCGGAGGAGGAGAAGGAACCGGAGUCAUCCUUACCGCCAUGGCGAAGAGGUAAGAAACCGGUUCCAAAGCGUGAAUUGCCGGCCCCGGCUGAACCGGAGCACGUCGAGCAGAUCGCCCUUAAGCGUACACCACGCCAGAAGAAGGAACUACCGAAGGAGUCGAUCGAGGAGGUCACCCUGAAACCCGUGCCGAAGAAACCCGUCACUGAAGAGGUCCCGGUAGCGGAACCUGAGGAAGCGGAAGUCAAACCGGUGAAGGUGGUAAAGAAGAAGAAAGAAAAGCCUUUGCCGACAGAACUGGAAACGAUGGAGCCGCUUGAGUUCAGCCCCACGGAGGUACCGGAUGCAGAGCGAGAGGAAUUGGAACGGAUGCCUGCCGAAGAGAAACCGGUAGAGCCGGAUAGCGAGCAGGAGAAAACGAGCUGGCGUCGGCAACAAAAACCCAAACCGGAACCGGAAGUGCCCGAAGAGAAACGGUGGCCAACGGGUAAACGGCAUCCAUUGCCGGAGCAACCUCGCGAGGAGGUUCUACUGAAACCGAUUCCGAAACCCUCGAAAGAGGACGAACCGAAAGCUGCGCAAGAACCAGCGAUCAAGCCACGACCUGUUCCGGAGUUGCCUGACAAACCGGAAACGGAACUAUCACUCGAGAAGCCCGAACCACCAGAACCCGAGGAGGACAAGUCGGCAAGUCUUCCGCCGUGGCGUCGGGGAAAGAAACCUACGGCGAAGAGGGAACUUCCGAAGCCAGCGGAACCGGAAGCGGUAGAAAAGGUGGAGCUGAAAGCGACCCGCCGCGAGCGGAAAGAGAUUCCGAAGGAAGGCCUCGAAGAGGUGACACUGAAGCCGGUGGCGAAGAAGACACCGGUGGAACCGACCCCGGAGUCAGUGGAACCGGUUGAACCGGUUCCGGCCCCGGUACCGCAGAAGGUGAAGAAACUGAAGCCAAAGCAACCACUGGAGGUACUGGAGAGGGUAGAGUUUGAGCCACGACCGGAUGUGGAAGAAGAGGUCCCCGGGCCGGAACCCGCACCAGCGGUUGAACCAUUGCCCGAGGUAACGCCUGAGGAACCCGCGAAAGAUCGCUGGAUUAGGGAGCAAAAACCGAAACGCGACGAGCCGGAGGAAGAGUUGAAGAAGUGGCCAACCGGCAAGAGGCACCCGCUGCCGGAGGAACCGAAGGAGGAAGUUAUGCUCAAGCCAAUCCCUAGACCAACGAAGGAGGAAGAACUUCCAAAGGAACGGCCUCUAUCGAUUGCUCCAGAGGCGAAGCUGGACCAACCGCCCGAGGUGCCCGCCGAGGACGACGAGUCCCAUCUGCCACCGUGGCGUCGGGGACGCAAGGGAGUGCCAAAGCGCGAAAUCCCCGCACCCGAGCCGGAGGUCAUGGAAACGGUCACCCUGAAGCCGACUCCGAAGCGAGCGAAGGAACUGCCACAGGAAACACUCGAAGAAGUGUCACUCAAACCGGUCCCGCAGCAAGCGCAGGAAGAAGUCCUACCACAGGACAUCGUCGAGACGGCGGUCGUGAAGGAACUCCCGUCCAAGAAGGUGAAGAAACCGAAACGCAAGGAAGAACUGGAGACUCUGGAGAAACCGGUCUACCCGGAGAUCCCGGAACCGGACGAGGUCCAACUGGAGAAGGUCGAACCGACCGUAGAAGUGCCCGUCCAGGUACCAGAAGAAGUGACCGCACAGCCUGCAUGGAGACGAACGCCUAAACCGAAACCGACCGAGCCGGAGCCGGAGCAGAAGCAGUGGCCAACGGGUAAGCGUCGCCCACCGACCGAGGAGCCGAAGGAAGAGGUAACGCUGAAACCGAUUCCACGGCCCCAGCAACAACAGGAACCAGCCCCGGAACCGAUGGAACCCACGACCCCGUGGCGUCGGACGAAGAAAGAAAAGCCCCCGGUCCCGGAGGAAGAGCCAAAGGAGUGGCCCAAGGGUAAGCGAAGACCGCUCGAGGAUACGCCCAAGGAGGAGGUGACCUUGAAACCGAUUCCAAAGACCACCAAAGAGGAAGCACCGGAACCGGUUGCGGUUACGGAACCCAGCUUGAAGCACCCGGAACCGGAAGAACCGGAACCGCGACCGUACCGGCGGGGCAGAAAGGAGUUGCCCAAGCCCGAGGAGCCUCCGGUGCGUGAGGAAGUAACGCUCAAGCCCGUCCCGAAGCGAGCAGCACCCGAGGAGACGGUCCACGAGGAGGUCAUACUGAAACCGGUCCCCGCCCAGCAAGCCCUCGUCGAUGUCGGUGAAGAAUCGCUCACUACCCUGGAACCGGCACCCGAGGAACCGGAAGCGCGAGUAGCAGAAACCGUGAUGGACAUCGUGCCCGAGGAGGUGCUCGAUCUGAUUCCGGAACAGACACCGCGCGAGGUGGCCAAAAAGCGCAAGUCACGCAACAAAAAACACGUCGUGUUCCGGGAAGAACUCAGCACGUUCGCCAUGGAACCGGAGGAGGAGCUGGAAGAGGACGAGGAAGAGGCGCUGCCGGUCGAGUCUAGAUCCAGCAUUACGCUAUCCCGCCCGGACACGAAACCUUUGGAACCGGUGGCCACCAUGCAGCCGGUUCCGGAAGAGGAAGUACAAUCGGAGUUCCGCAAGGAGCUGGAGGUCCGGGUGCAGUCCAAUAUCGUGAAGCGUGAGAGACACCGCCGGGUGUUUAUCGACGACCAAGGUCAACCGCUCCCGGAGUUGGAGAUCAUCACCCAGAAGCGGGUCCAGGAAGUUACGGACAAGGUGGCCGAAGAGGAGGUUCGCGAGGAUCGCCAGCUAACGGAGAAGACCCAACGGUUGCAGCUGGCCGAGACACGGAUCGAGGAGCAACGCUCGGUAACGGUGGUCCAACCCGACGUCCGGCCACCGAACUUCAUCGAGAAGCUCCAGCCGCUGGUCUGUGAGCCCGAGCAGCCGGUCCUGCUACGUGCCCGGCUCGAGGGAGUCCCGUUCCCGACGGUGCGCUGGUUCUUCAACGACACGGUCCUGUUCGCCAACUCGGAGUACGUGAUGGGUGUGGUCGAGGACGUGGCCACGCUCGAGAUCGCCACCGUGCAACCGUACCACGUGGGGAUCUACACCUGCGAGGCACGGAACGUGGCCGGAGUGGCGACGAGCCGGGCGAAUAUCGUGGUCCAGGAGCGCCCGGAAACCGGCGAAGCACCACGCUUCGUGGUGCCGCUGAAGAUUUCGCUCGAUGACGCCAGGACGGUGGCCACGGUUACGUGCCAGGUGGCCGGUGUUCCAACGCCCACGGUGCGCUGGUUGCGUGACGAGCUCGAGAUCACCGAGGAAGAAACGCUCAUCCAGACGCUCUACGAGGAGCGCACCGGUCACGUCCGCUUGACGGUGGCGGAACCACAGCAAAACGUACCCACGGUGUACACGGUCGUGGCGGAGAACCGAUUUGGUCGUGCCGUCGGCAAAGCGAACGUCUUCAUUCAGGCGAUCGAGCGACGGGAGCCGACUCCGGUCCGGCCACAGACGGUGGCUCCCCAGAUCGUGCAACCGCUCGAGGCGCAAGUCGUCCGGACCGGAAGUACGCUGGUGUUUGAGUGUCGGUACACCGGAGUUCCGCGACCCACCGUUAGCUGGUUCCGCAACAGCAAGGAGGUGAGCGAAGAGGAAGAGAUCACGAUCGUGACGGAGGAGUUCCGGAGUAGGCUGGAGAUCCGGAGCGUUACGCGGCAGCGUGGCGGCAAGUACGAGAUCCGGGUCACGAACGAGGCCGGCGAGGCUAGAUCUUCCGCCUCGGUGGCCAUCUCCGACUCGAGCGACGCGGACGAAGCGAAAGCACCACGCUUCGUGGAACCACUGGCGCCGAGGUUGAUAGCCGAGGCGGAGGUGUGCAUCCUGGAGGCGUCGGUUGACAGUUACCCGACCUCGACGUUCCAGUGGUUCCGCGAGGGCACCGCAAUCACCUCCAGCAACGAGCGGCGCAUCGUCACGACCGACAACCGGUCGAUUCUGAUCAUCGAAUCGUUCGCCCGCACGGACCGCGGCGCGUACACGUGCCGGGCGGAGAACGUGGCAGGUUCGGUAACGUCCACUGCGACCGUCCAGACACUGGACACCCUCGAAACCGAGGAGGUUACCGAAUACAUAUCACCGCGGUUUUUGGAAACAAUCAAACCGACGCGUGUUAUGGACGGCGAGCGGCUGACGCUCGAGUGCCGGGUCGUGGCGAUGCCGCUCCCGCGCGUCCACUGGUACCACGACGGCCGCCAGAUCCGCGAGACGAAGGACAAACAGGUGCAGCAGGACUCGGCCGGUCGCUGUGUGCUCACCGUCAGCGAGGUGUUCCCGGAGGACACGGGUGAGUAUACGUGCGUGGCGGAGAACCGGAUCGGUGAAGCGAUCUGCCGUGCCACCGUCAGCGUGGAGCCGUUCGAGUACGUGCCAGAUUCGGAGCAGUUCCGCAGCUCCGAGGAGGACCUGUUGACCGAUAAGUCUAUUUCAACACUGGAAGAGUACGCGGAACCGCUCGAAUACGCACCGGAGAUCGUGAAGCAGCUGCCGACCGUGGUCCACUCGCAGGAACGCGAACUGACCAAGCUGGAGGUGAAGGUCGUGGCGCACCCGAAACCACAGAUCCGCUGGCUGAAGGCGGGCGAAGAGAUUAUCCCGUCGGACGAGUUCCAGAUCGAGAACCUGGCCGACGGAACCUCGAUCCUGAUCAUCCCCGACAUCUACCCGGACGACUCGGGCGAGAUUACGUUCGAGGCGCACAACGCACUAGGCGUUGCCCAGACGACCACCGCACUUGUUGUGGAAGAAAUUGUCGGCACCAAAGCGUAUCGCAAACCGGAAUGGGUCCAGCACAUGGAGGAGAUGAAGGAAGCGCUGAAAGAAACACCGGAUCUCCGCGGAGGAGAUGCGAACCGUAUCGUCCAACAGCACACCACCGACAGGAACACUGCGAUCGACACUAGCACCACCACCACCACCACCACCACUACAGUCACGAAGAAAAAACACAAGAAGCUACGAUCCGAACGGAAGCAGCAGCAGCACCAGAGACAGUUGGAGUCGGAGGAGAUCGUCGACAGCGAAGAAUCGAUCGAUGAGCGGCUGCUCAUUACCCAGCAGCGGCGUCGCCCCCGGCCACCCUUGCAACCUCUGCGGCCCCUCCUGCCGAACGAGGAGCAGGUGCCGGAGGAGCUGGUGGCCGACUUUGUGACCUCACCGAUGCGUGAGUCCCUGGCGCUACCUCUCGAGAUAGCGGCCAAUGCGAACGAACCGACCGUCCUGGCGCAGGUGUCGGAUCUCGUGCCGGGUGGACCAGUGGCCGCCACCGGCACUAGUGCCACGGUGUCGCUGGUCCGCAGCCGGGCCCUGGUGGCCGAGGAGACGGUCUCCUCGGAGCGGGAGAUUGAGGCGGUGCUGGCCGACAGCGUCAAACUGGCGACCAGCCCGCACUAUCAGCUGUACGGUCUGAACGAGCCGCUCGAAGUUUCCGAAGUACGCCCGCAGGAGCACUCGACGGACGGGUGCGGUCCGGUGCGGGUUCCCGCGCCCAUCGCGCUGGCCCCGUCCCUGACCGCCCCAACCACCCCGAUCCAGCCACUCGUGGUCAGUGAGUCGACCGCGCACGAACAGGCAAUCACGUUGGAGAAGGGUCCCGCUAGUGCCCUGGGUAACGCCACGGUACAGCUACUGACGCACGAUGCGACGAUCGUGGAGGAGACGCUCCCGUCACUACCGGAGCUACCGGAACUGGCGGCCCUACAGCGACCCAGUCCGAGCUGGGCACAUCCGGACGUGCGAUCCCAAGAGUCGCUCCAGGUAACGGAGCUAACGGAGCGCACCUUCGAAAAGGAGGACACGUUCGAGGGUGCCGGUCACCGACUGCCAGCCACCGUGCAGCCCCAUUACCAGCUACUCCCUUCCGAGUCCAUCCAGACCGAGGAAACGGUGGCGCAGGAUGCCCCGGCUCGCUACUACCCCGAACUGGUCGUCCCGACCGAAAGUGCCCGCCGGAGUGUCAUCGAGCAGCGAUCCUACACGACGGAAGAGAUGCACGCUCCGGAGAAGGAGGAUGCGUAUGUGCCGGGGCGCUUGCCACCGCAGCAGUGGGCCGAUGUGCAGCUAUCCCGUACCCGCGAGUCCGUCACGGUGACGUCACAGCACGCGGAAGAGUCCGAAAUGGAACUUUCGCCAGUGGCGCCGGUUAGCUCGGUACACGCCACCGGAACCGUGGCCGUCCUCGAAGGUCAACUCACGACGCAGCUGGUCCAAGAGAGUGCCCGAGCCGAGGAGUUACCAGCGCAGGCGGCGUACGAAACCCGUGUCGCCACCGUGGAGUUCCUGGAGCGGGCGAGCGUUUCGGUUUCGAAGGUGGUGAGCGGUGAACGCGAAUCGACGCUGGCUCCGUUCGAACCGGCUCGGCCCGGAGUGGCCCAGCAAACCCUCACCGCCCUGCCCGGUGGUGUCGCGAGCCAGGCGACGGAAGCAUUCGUCCAGGAGCGGGAAUCCCCGUACUAUGGUGGACAGCCGAACCUAGCUACGGCGGCCACGCUUCUGGAGCCGAUCGAGAACCUGUCGGUGACGGAGGUCGAAACGGCCGACACUACCGGGCGGUUCUCACCCGAGUCCGAGGGAAGAGUCGAGCAGCUCCUGCCCAGCCUGGUGCCGGUUCAGUCACACACCACCGUCGCCGUGACGGUGGCGAACGAGAAAGAGUCCGAACUGGCACCAGAGCGAUCGCAACCGAUGGCGGUGCGUGCGGAGCAACAGCUCCCCGUACAGACCCCACUCGAGGUGGUCCAGCAUCAGGCGGUAGCGGAGAGUGAAUCGACGUUCCGGCCAGCGGUAACCCCGGCGAACCAAUCGAUACGGCCAACGCCGGCAUCCGACGACACGCAUCGCUCGUUGCAGGUCCAGGAAACGAUCGCCAUCGUGUCGGCCGGAGAUCUCCCGGAAGCGGGCGCUCCACAGCAGCAAGCAGGGCUACGCUUGACGAGUGACCUGGAGGAGAAGAUCGUGUCCGAGACGACGAUCUACGAGACGGUCCGGGCGCACGUUCAGUCCGAAACGGCCGAACAGCGAACGGCCGAGGCACUGUGGCCGGAACCCACAGCCGAGCUUGUGGUGACGGAGGUAAUCGAAAGUCAGCGUGUAACCGACGGUACAGGGCUGAGCGAAGCGAAGGACUACAACCUGAGACCAACGCCAACGCACACCCUCAAGAGUGUGCUGAUCGAGCAGACGCUCCCAAGCGAUGGAUGCGAGCAGUUCGACCGGCAACCUCAGCAACCGACCAGCCGGGCGAACGUCCGUGGCUCCGAACUGGAUGAAACUGUCGUGUCGGAGACAAUGGUCCUGGAGCGCACUGAGCACCUCUCGGCACCGGAAACACCUGCCGGCAAGUUGGCCCUCACGCAACUCGAACCGAUCGAAAGUCUGACGGUGACGGAGGUUGUACCGGAGCAGCGUGAACACUGGACGGAGCAACCGGUGUCGGCGAGGGACGCCACAGCCAUCGCGAUCCCCGCGGAACCACUACGGUCCGUGCUGAUCGAAGAGGUUCAGCUAUCGGCCCGUGCUACCGACACACCGACCGCACCCGAGACACAGCCGGCCGAAGCGAGCAUCCAGCAGGAACCACUCGAGCAGACGAGCUCCGUGACGGGCGCCCCGUUAGUGUUGGAAGCCACAGCCCAUCUGGAUGCCGUCCGGACGGAAACGAAGCAAGCCGAAACGCUGCUGGAACCCCGCAACGAGCUCACCGUCACGGAGGUAAUCACCGACGACCGUACUGCCGACCGAGUCUCGCAGGAGGCAACGACCAAGGACUACCGUUUGCGACCGGUUCCAACGCACUCACUACGAUCGGUGCAGGUGGAAACGAUCGAAGCGGUUGACCGUGUCGAAAGGAUCGAUGAAGUGCCUUCGUCGACGCACUUGGCGACCGUGGUACCACGGGACCGGCAGGAGGAGAAGAUCGUCACCGAACAGGUGGCCCUGGAGCUCACCGUGGACCACCAUCAGGCUGACGUGCUGACGGUGCACCGGCAAGCCGAGUCUACGAUGGCCGAACCCACGAGCAGUGAGCUGCUCGUGACGGAAGUCAUCAUCAGCGAGCGAAGCGAACGGGCUGGUGUCGCGGAGCAGCUAAAGGAUGCCCGGGCACUGGCCGUACCCUCGCACACCCUCCGUGCUGCCGCGGUGGAACAGGUCCAACCGGCCGAUACCGUGCACCCUUGUGCCGUGGAAGAUCGACCACAGGAGCAACUGCUGGCCAGCAGCGUAGGUCAGCUCGAGCAAACGCGUGUCGUAUCGGAAACGAUCGCGUACGAAGCGACGGGACCGAUACGCCCCGGUCCGGAAGCUCCCGAGGCGAAGCAGGCCGAUCUAACGCUCCUGCCCGUGACGGGGCUGAUCGUGAGCGAAACGUGUGCGGAGCAGCGCGAAAACGAAGGCCUCCAGCCGUUGGUGGCCUCGGGCUACGUUGCCAAGCAGUCACCGGCCGAACCGCUCAAGUCGGCCGUGGUCGAAGAAACGAUCGCCAGUGAGAACGCCUCCAAGUUUAGCGACGUCCCCGCUGCAAGCACAACGGCCGCGGCUACCGUCGGGAGCGAACGAGAACAGACCACCACGGUGGAAACGUUCGCGUUCGAGGAUACACCCGAACUGCCGGCCAGUGAGCCGACCGAACUGCGGACCAAAUUGGCGGAAGCCGCACUCGAGCCGCUCCUGGGAGCGGCCAUCGUGACGGAGGUUAUGACGGGGCAACGCGAGGGCUACGAAGCCGGUGUGGUGGAACAGGCGCAAGAUCACACGGCGACGGCGACGGCCAGCCACGGUCUCAAGACGGUCACGGUCGAAGAGGUGACCGUCGCGGAUAGCGUGGAUCAGUUGCCGCAACCCGAAGUAUCUGGCGGUUCGGUUGCAACGGUACGUAGCGGUCAGUUCGAGGAGACGACCGUCCUGGAGACGACCGUCUACGAAGGAGAGCGCCACCUCCAGGUGGAUGAGAUCCCCGCGAUCCGCGGAGCUGACCACUCGUACGUCCCGAACGUGGAGCUGCUCGUGACGGAGGUCGUGGCGGAGCAGCGCGAGCGUGAAGGCUAUAGUGUGGCGGAACUCGCCCGAGAUCAUACGGCCACCCGGACUAUCACGGAGCACGUACGGAAGUCGGUGACGGUACAGGAAACCCUCACGGGGGAGAGUGUCACCCGGAUCGAGCAACCGACGGAACCGGCGACUGGUGCGGCCACCGUACAGGACGAUCGUCUGGAGGGGACUGUCGUGCGGGAAGCCCUGGUUCUGGAGAGCCUUGAUGGCUACACGCACGAGUUCAAUCCAUCGCAACAGCAGGCCCAGCCGGCGGUCGUCCCCAUCGUGACGGAGCUCACCGUAACGGAGAUCGUAACGGAGCAGCGUGAAAAAGAAGGUUACUCCGUGCAAGACGUAGCCCGGGAGCACUCGGCCAAGGUACUGCCCUCGCACACCCUCUCAUCGGUGACGGUGGAAGAGGUGCAGCCAGCGGACGUACUAGGGGAGGUAGUGCCGAGCGACGGUCAGCCCACAACGGCCAGUGUACGUCGGCCGGAGCACCUGGACGCACCGGCGACCUCCGAGCAGCUCAUCCUCGAGGGACUCGAACCGCUCGGGGCUGAGCCAGCGCCAUCGCACCAUUCAGCUACGUCCCAGCUGGAACCGCUCAGCAGCAGUGAGCUACAGGUAACGGAGGUGAUCACGGAGCAACGGGAACAGGAAGGAUUCGAUGUGCGUGAAAUCGCGAGCAACUACGUCGCGAAGGAAGUGCCCUCGCAUACGCUCCGUUCGGUGCUGAUCGAAGAAACACACCCAAUCGAUGACGUCAAGGAGUUCCUGGAGACGGCACCCAGCUCGUACGCCCGACCGUUGGCCGACGAGCCUCGGGAGGAGCGCAUCGUGGCUGAGACGGUCGUGAUGGAGUCGGAAACCACGCUGGAGCAACCGAACCGACCGGAGACACGGCACGCCGAGAAGGUGCUCCCGAGUCAGGCCGAACUACAGGUUACGGAGGUAGUCGCGGAGCAGCGGGAACGCGAGGGUUACAGUGUCGCAGACCUGCUCGAGCAGCAACUAGCCCGGCCCGUACCGGUGGAACCGAUGAAGUCGGUGAACGUACAAGAGGUAGUCACGUCGAGUACGGCGCCCAGUCUGGAAACGGAUCGCCCAACGUCUACGUCGGCCACGGUUCGCCAAGACGACGGCGGGUCGUCUCUCCCUGCGACCAUCUCAGAGCACGUGGUAUACGAGGGUCUGGAUCGGUGCGAGCUCCCGUCGGCACCCGACAGCAAGAUGGCCGCCCCGGUGAUGCAGCCCACGCAGCAGGAACUGAUCGUAACCGAGGUGCUACCGUGCGAGCAGCGAGAGUCGGAAGGUUUCGACGUCCAGCAGAUUGCCAGCGGCCACGCAGCUACCCGAGUGCCGGCGCACAUUCUGAAAUCGCUCGCAGUGGAACAAGUCCAGACGGCAGAGCAGCACGAGGAAAUGGCCACCGUGCCGGUGGUCGAGCAGGGACGUGCCUCGGUGAAUGAGGCCGAACUCGAGCAGACCACCGUCUCAGAGACGCUCGUCUACGAGCAGCUGUCAGAGAAGCAGGCGGUGAAACCGGACGAACGGCUAGCGAGCGUUGCCGUGCAACCGGCCCAAGAGCUCGCCAUCACCGAAGUGGUGACGGAGGAGCGCGAAACAGAGCAAGCUGCGCCGGCUGCACUGUCAACGCAGGAAGUGCGCUCAGUGACGGAACGGAUACUCCACAAAUCGGUUGAAGUACGUGAAGUGCAAACUACGGACGAUCUGACGGAGUUGGGACUCGAGCUACGCACGGUAACGGCCGCAUCACGGACCGAUCGGCUUCAGGAAACGGUCCACUCGGAAACUACCGUUCUGGAGGGUUUAACGGCACUCGCUGCCGAUAGCCACCCCGGGGCCAAACUGGCCACAUCCACCGUGCUACCGAUCGAUGAGCUCAGCGUGACGGAGGUAAUCACGGGACAGCGGGAACGCGACGCUGUGGACGAGCUGGCCAAAGACUUCAUCCAGACAUCGGCCCAGGCACUGCCGGGUACAACGCUGCGUAGCCUGCUGGUGUCCCAGGUCGAAGUAUCCCAGGACGCCGAGGUGUUACCAGUGACAGCGACCAGCACGUCGCAGACCGCGAACGCAGUCAAGGAACAGCACCCAGAGCCGGCCACCGUAUCGGAAACGUUCGUGUACGAAAACGUUGGCCCUCAGCAGGACCUACUGGCGGCGACACCCGAGACACACCGUGCUGCGACCAGCUUGGAUGCCGUUUCCGGCGUGACAAUAUCGGAAGUGGUGACCAGCCAGAGCGCAACGGAAGGCGUUACCAGUGUGGAGCUGGAACAGUUCCAGAAGGCGAAGCUCCUGGAGCGGAACGAUGUGAUGAAGUCGCUUACGGUCCAACAAAUCGAAGUACUGCAGAGUGCAACCGACGGUACCCCACUAGCUGCACCGUUCCCGAUCACGAAGGCCCUAGUCAAGAGUGAUACCGUCGACGAAACGACGGUCAUCGAAACGGUGACACUGGAGAGCGUCUCCGAGUAUCGUCGAAGCCCGGAAGUCGGGGAACAUGCGGCGAAAAGCGGAGACAAGCCACUCAUGCAACCGUUGCUCGUGGAGCAAGUGGAAACCGAAUUGAAAGCGGGACCCCUAGAGUUCGAACCAUCGAGACCUGCCGAAGCUAGCUUCGUUCCGGAGCAGCUGCUCCAGACCACGGUCCAAGAGACGACCGUCUACGAGGGAGCCGGAAAGCUGGCGGACGCUGCGCCUCUCGAGCCCAAAUAUCCCACGUUCGGUGUGCCCCAAGGGCUGCAGCUACCGGUCCAAACGGAGGUCAGUGUUUCGGACGGCACGUCGGAGAUAGCACCGCACGAGGAUCGGCUGACAGUCAGCGUUCAACCGACGCAACUGGAGAUGCUCCCUGCGGCGUUUACGACGGAAACUUUCGGUCAAGACUCGGUAGAACAGUUAGCUGGUGCCGCUGCGACUCUGCAGACGGCCCAGCGUACGGUGUCGAAGCUGAUUGCUUCGACCACCACCGAAACGGUGUUGGGUGAGGGGCUCGAUCGGGCCGACUUUAGCAUUGCGUCUGAGACUCAGUCUGCGUCUGUCAGGUUUACCGAUAUCACCGUCCCCGUGCAGUCCCAACUGCUGCCCUCCGACACGGCGCGCCCAUUCGCUGAGACCGCUCAGCCAAGUAAGUUCGCUUCCGCGCUGGUGGAAGAAGGUUUGAGGGCACCGGAAUGUCUAGAGGUAGCGAGUAGCGAGCUAAGCGACGUCGCUGUAAAUUUCGUUGCGCCGGGACGCCAGGCGUCCGUUUCGUUUAUCACUAACCAAACGGUCAAUGUUUCGGAAACGACUCUGGGCGAGUACGUGGAUCGGAUCGAGCUUGCGCAAGAACCCGAGCAGCGGUUCGCAAGGGUCACUCAAUCUACACUGCUCACGUACGGGGAAGAGUCCCACCCUGUGAUCGAGAAGGGCGCAACACCAUCAAUCGAAACAAUCGAACUACCAGAAGAGGUACGAAUCAUCGAAAAGCUCACCGAAGAAGGCAGGGCAAAGAAGCAAGUGAUCAAGAAACGCGUCAUCAAGAAGAAGUUCAACUACCUUGAAGAGACACCUACAGAGAUCGUACAAGAAGUCGUUACAAAACAUAAACCCAAGAAGCACCAGACACAAACACACAUCCAACCACAGCAGAUCACGGAUGAGUCGCCCGAACAGGGGGCCAACAUUCGUGCAGUGGAGGAACCAGUACACGCUCACACCUUAGUCUCGAAACGGGCCACAAGCAAACGGUCCAAAGUUAUCCAGGGGGUCACUGAAACUGUUGCCAUCGUGGAACAGGAGAGCGGCGAGCCACUCGAGGCGCACGAGCCGGAACCCGAACAGGCGAUCGUAAUAGAUGAGCAACCGGAAACGGUCACCGUGAAGGAAGUGCUGACGUCCGACGGGGCCAUCGGUAAGCAGGUUACCAAAAAGAAAAUCAUCAAGAAGAAGGUCGGCCAAAAGGAGGAACAGAUCGAGGUGGUCACCGUCCAGCAGGAUGACAUGCCGGCCGAAACCACGAUCACCGUCACCGAGGAGGAAACUCCUGUGUGUGCUACCACGGAGCCAAGCAAACCCAAGAAGAAGAAGGUUAAGACCAUCAAAACGAAGGACGACACGGACGACAUCAUCGAGCGGUUGCUCAACUUGGAGGUGAAAAAGACCGAACUGGAGCAGUACGAAAAGAUCGACGUUGACCUGCCCAAACGGGUGCGCCCGGUUGCGGUCGAAGAAACGACGAUCGAAGAGCACCCAGAAGUGAUGGAAGAAUGGCAAGUGGACGGUGGCGCUGUUAAGAAGCAGACCGUGAAGAAGAAGGUCACCAAGAAGCGGGUCGGCCCGCGAGAGGAGGUCACGGAAGAGGUAACCGUGCAGGAGGACGGCAAGCAGCCGGAAACAACGGUGACAGUCACAGAGCACCUGGUGCCGUACGAAGUGACGGAACCGUUCGAAGAGGAUUGGCAACCGGCCCAGGAAGCCGUGGUGGAAGAGUUUGCCAGACCAAUGGAAUUCACCACUACGAAGAUCACGAAGAAGAAAACAAAGAAGCUGACGUUCGUGGAACCCGCCGUGGUCGAAGAGAUCCCACGGGAUGAGGUGGUCGAGUUUGAGAGCAGAGUAGAGGAACCGUUGGUGGUGCAACCACUGAUCGAAGAGCUGCCGGAGCAGAUCGAAGUACUGGAGACAACCAGCAGCGAGGGCCGACCGAAGAAGCAGGUCACGAAGACGAAGGUAAUCAAAAAGAAGACGGCCGAUAAGGUCGAAGAGGUGACGAUCGUGACCGUCCAGGAGGACGGUAAGAUCCCGGAAACAACCGUUACCAUGACGGAGGAGGAACUCGCUCCGGAAGCGACACCGGACGACGCUACUCCGACCCCGGUCGCAGAGGUUAAACUCAGCAAGAAGAAGGUUAAGAAGGUAAUCAAAAAGAAGGGCGACGACACGGAUGACAUCAUCGAGAAGCUGCUGAAUCUGGAGGUCAAGAAAACGGAGCUCGAAAAGUACGAGCGAGUCGAUGUGGAGUUUAGGAAGAAAAUGAAACAACCGGAGGAGCUAGACGUGGAAGUGCUGCGUCCGGAGGUGGCCGAAAUAUCCGACAUCGAACCGGUGCAUGUUCCAAAGCGGAAGAAAAUUGUCAAGCCCAAAGCGGUCACUCCAGAAACGGUCGAAGAGUACUCGGCUCCGUCGGUACUCCAGCCAGCAAUGGACGAAGCGCCGCCACAGCCCGCGGUAGCACUAGAACCGUACGAACAGGUUCAAGAGUUCGACUUCGAAAUGCCACCGGAACAGGUACCACUGGUCGAAGAAAUGCCCGAAGAGAUCCAGGUGCGUGAAGUGGUCACCGCACGGGGAAAAACACGGCAGACGACCAAACGGCGGGCGGUAAAGAAAACGAUCGGCGACAAAGAGGAGCUGGUUGAGGUCGUAACCGUUCAGGAAGAGGAUCAGAAGCCUGAAACGACCAUUACCAUCACGGAGUCGGAGGUUCAGCUUCCGGAGCUGCCCGAAGUGGUUGCCGAGCCCGCCGAACUGCCCGGUAGCGAGCUCUCCGAAACGUCCAAACCGAAGGAGAAACCAAAGCUGCGAAAAAAGAAGGUCAAAACCAUCAAGACAACCGACGAGGUGGACGACAUCAUUGAGAAGCUACUCAAUUUGGAGGUGAAAAAGACCGAACUGGAGCGCUACGAGCGGGUCGAGGUGGAGCUCAAGAAACGUGCGAAGCAGGUGGUCGAGGAACUUAUUUACCAGCCCGAGGCUGCGAUGGCAGUACUGGAAACGCUCGAACAACCGGCCCCGUCCACGGUACGCCGAACAUCCGUCAAGGAGUUGCCGAAGGAACCGGAAGAAGGCAAGAAAAUCGUAAAGAAACCGAAGCCAUCGAAAGAACCUCAGCCGGCGGACCAACCGGUGACCGAAGAGGAUCUUCCAGCAGGGAUUCUGCACGGUACGGAAGAGGUCACCACCGUUGAGGAACUCGAACCAGCAUCCCAACAACCGGAGGAGCCCGAUGCUGUUCCGGUGAAAACUAUUAAACGAAAGGUGACCAAAAAGCCCAAACCGAGCCCGGAAGAAGAGGAACAACCACAGCCGACAGGCUCCCCGGUGCAAGAGGCCGUGACCGAAGCGGACGCUGUCAUUCCGGAAACGGUCGAAACGUUUAAGCUUCCCGAGCUCACGGAGGAAGGUGUCGUGCGCGAGGUGAUCGUACCGGAAGCGCAGGCUCAGGAGGCCCUUGUCGAGGAUUACACUACCGAGCCGUUCCUGACGUACGAAGAAACGUCACUAAAGAGAAAACCGUCAGCAGUGGAGGCUCCCGACACGGCUGACCAUGAUGCACCGAAGAAGGUCGAGAAGAAGGUGCUGAAGAAAAAGCCCAAGCCCAAACCGGUGAAGCCCGAAGAGGACGAGCAGUUGCAGCGGCUGCUGAACCUGGAGGUGGAAAAGACACAGCUCGAGCAGUACGAAAAGGUCGAGUUGGAGAGCAAACCGAAACCGGAACGGCCCAAACCGGUGCUGGAACCGCAGCGCAUCGAACGGCGCGAACAGAAGCCGCAGAAGCUCAAGAUAUCCGAACCGGAAGAGCAACCGCAGAUGGUGCGCCUGCGAAAGGUCAAGGUACCGGAGCGCCGGGAGGCCGAGGAAGUGGUCGUACCGAAGGUGCUGCUCAAGAGCCGCAUGCUGACGGUCGAGUAUCCACCGGCGAGCCUCCAACCAACCGUUACCGAUUUGUCCGCGGUAAGGGCUGUCGGCGAAAUGUCCCGAAUCGAAGAAGACGAGUCCGAGGUGCGGCUCAAGAAGUUGAAGAAAAUCAAAACCACCCGUGGCAAAAAGGUCGAGCUGGAGACGGUGGAUACGGGUGCGUUCGAAGAGGAUCGCCCGGAGAAAGAGGAGUUCGAUCAGGAGGCACACAAAUACCAACGGAAGCCGAAACAACCGGACGGUGAGCAGCCAGACGAGAGAACGCUGAAGUUGGGCAAGGGCAAGCUCAAGCAGGACACGGACGAGCCGGAGGUCGUGAAGCUGAAGAAAACCCCCAAGAAACCGGCAGAACCGGAAGAGGCAGAGCAGAAGCCGGCCAGGAAGGCACAACAGAAACCCCAGGAACUGGAAACCGAGGACAGUCAGCGGCACGUCGAAAAGCCCGUCUUCAAGCCGGUCGACAUUCCGGACUACUCGAUCGAUCGGGAGGAGUACGAGCCACCGGAACCACCGGCGGAACACCCAGAAGUGGAGGUCGUCAAGAAGCCGAAAACCAAGAAAAAACCCAAGAUCCCGGAGGUCGAGCAGGACGAACCGCGUAAGCUGGUCAUGGGCAAAGGUAAGCCAGCUCCCGACGUUCCCGAAGAGGACGUCAAGUUUAGAAUCCCGGUCGCGGAGAAGCCCGAUGACGAGCCGACCGACAUUAAGUUGAAGCCGUUCGAACGGCCUCCUUCGGACGAGGAGAAACCGAAACGUGACCGUGACCGCGAGAUGGCGCUACCGGUCGAGACGGUUAAACCACAGGAACCGGAAACGGAACUCCCGGCGGAACCGACGAAGGUGAUCAAGAAAGUGAUCAAGAAAACAAAACCAAAGCAAAAGCCCGGUGAUGCGGACGAGACACCAACGGAACUGGAUGCGGAGCCCGGCGUUCCGGAAAUCGCAGAAACUGUUCCGGAUGUCGUACAUGCGGUCCUUCCGGAGACGGUGCCCGAAGAAGAGUUCCAGAGGGCCGAAGAACUACCGAUUGCGCCGGCACCGCAAACCGAUGUCGUGGUGGAGCAGCUCCCGGAAGAGGUGCAGGUGACGCAGGUUACGACCGAGUCCGGUGCCAUCGAGCAAACGACGGUGGUGAAGCGGCGUGUAAUCCGGAAGAAGAAACCGGACGAUACGGCUUCCGAGACGACCCAGAUCGAGGUGGUCACCGUCCAGACGGGUGACGAGCUUCCCGAGGCAACAGUUACAGUGACGACAACCACCGAAGUGGCCCCGGACGAGACUGUGCCGGCAACGGAGCCGGCGACGCCGGUGGUGGCCAAAAAGCGAACGGUGGUGCGCCUGAAGAAGUCGGCCAAGCCGGACACGCUGCAGGCGGACAUUGAUCGGCUGCUGAGCCAGGAGAUCACCAAAACCGAGCUGGAGGUCUACGAACCCUCCGAGUACGAGCCGUCGAAGAGGUCCAAAGACCAACCGGACGAGCAGGUGCCGGUGCCGGAAGAGCCGGUGCCGGAGGUGCAGCCGGUGCAGCAGCAGGAGCCUGUCCGGCCAAAGACCAAAGCUAAGAAACAACACCCAGUUACAUCACAAGAAACGAUCACAGAACCAUUCGCCCCACUCGCACCGGAACAGACACUCGACACUACACACACUCCACAGGCCCGGGAGUCCUCACGUGCCACGACGGUUGAUCUGCAGGAGGACACGUUCGUGACGAACGAGUUCGUCGAAACCGCGCCGCUGAGCGAUGUGGUGCAACCGGUCGACAUAGCGGAGGCUCCGUCGGAAACGCUCGCCGUAACGGCGAAACCGCAGCUAACGGCAGCACCCGUGGAGGAGUUUGCAGAGGUACCGGAGGAGCAGACGGGAGAUGCGGUAGCGGCCGUGCAGCCCGAGGAACUGCAAGCGACCGCGCUGGACAUCACAUCGGCCGUAACGGAGACACCAACCGUGAGUAAACCGCUGCUUGAGGCAGCCCCCGUAGAGGGCCACUACGAUCAGCUGGAGGAGGAAGCCGACACCGUCCCGUCACUGUCGCUGGACACCGUCCAGGUGGCUCCGACCGACGUGUCGGACGGUGCGAACGAGCGACCGAGCGUGCAGGGUAAGCCGCUGCUCGAGGCAGCCCCGGUGCAGGAUCAGUGGGACGUAUCCGUCGAGGAGGCCGACACCGUGGCGUCGGUUUCGCUCAACGAGGAACAUCUGGCGCCGGUAGAGGUAGCGGCCGUGGCCACCGAAGUGUCGGCCGUGGAGCUACAGCCAACGGUGGCGACGGCACCGGCCGAGAAGCCCAAGAAAAAGGUGACGGUGGUGAAGAAGAAGAAGGCCAGCAUCGAUGACGAUGCGGAACUGCAGCGGCUACUGAACCUGGAGGUGGAGAAGACGGAGCUGGAGCAGUACGAGCGGGUCGACGUGGACGCCAAGCCGAAGGUUAAACCGGAGACGGGUGAGAUUGCUAAGCUAGAACCGAUUAGGAUCGAACGCAAGGAACAGAAACCGACCAAACUCGAAGUCACUGACACACAAGCACCACAGACAGUUAAACUGCGCCGGACGGUCGUGCCGGAGCGGCCCGACGUGCCGGAGGUGACCGUGCCGAAGGUGCUGCUCAAGAGCCGCAUCGAGCACGUCGAGCUGUCGGUGGCCGGGCAGCAACCGCAGGUGGUGCAGCUGGACACGAGACCGGGCGUAGGAGUGUUGUCGCGCAUCGAAGAGGACGAGCGUGAGCGCACCAAAAAGAUCGUCAAGAAGGUGAAGGUGCUCAAGAAGGAAAAACCGGAGCUGGAGACGCUGGACAUCGAGCCGUACGAGAAGGAACCGAAACCGGACGAGCCGGCCGAGGACGACAAAGCAAAGUACCAGCGCCAAGUGAAGGAGCCGGCACCGAAAGAUGAACCGGAGCAGCGCGCGCUUCAGCUCGGCAAGGGUAAGCUUAAACCGGAACAGGACGACCACGAAGAGGUGAAGCUGAAGAAGACGCCCACGAAACCGAAAGAAGAGUCGGUUGAGGAGGCGAAGCCCAAGAAGAAGGUACAGGAAACGCCCAAGCAAGAGGAUGUCGAGGGCAAGAAACGACACGUCGAGAAGCCCACGUUUACGCCGACCGACAUACCCGACUACGAGACGCCACUGGAACCGUACGUUAAACCGGAACCGGAACCGGUCGAGAAGCCGGUUGAGCAGCCGGAACCGUCGAGGCCUACGAAGGAACCGAAAGUCCCGCAGGUACCGGAGGAGCCCGAACACAAGAUUGUGCUUGGCAAGGGCAAGAAACCGGAACCGGAGCCGGAAGAUGAGUUUAAGUUCCGUAAGCCGACGCCGGGGAAACCGGAAGAGGAGAAGGAUGAAAUUAAGCUGAAACCGUUCACGAAACCAACACCCGAGCCCGAACCGAGGGAGCGUGAUGGCGACCGUGACAUGGCGCUGCCAGCACCGAAAGACACACCGGACGAGGCAGACCAAGAAAAGACUGCCAAGAAGGUGGUCAAGAAAACGGUGAUCAAGAAACCUCGGGCACCGGCACAGGAAGAAGAGCCCGUCCCGGAGUCCGUUCCUGAGACUCCGGUGGAGGUACCUGCGGAGAUACCCGCGGAAGCCGCUCCUGAACCGAAGAAAGAAGCUGAAAAACCGAAACCGUCGGUACUGGCGAAGGUCGAACAGCCAACGGAGAAGGUUCUACCUCGACCGGCCGAAGACCACACGGAGGAACUGGUGGUUCCGCAAGCACCGCAGGCUGAGGUGCCUACCGAAGUGCAAGCGGAGCCCGCUCUGGCGGAGGCCGCCGUUGAGAAGCCGGCUGAGGUCCUGGAGUCCGUAGAAAAAGAGAAGACCACUGUGGUCAAGAAGAAGGUGGUGAAAAAGCCGAAAAAGAAACCGGACGAAGAUGCGGAGCUCGAGCGGCUGCUGAACCUGGAGGUCGAAAAGACCGAGCUGGAGCAGUACGAGAAGGUAGAUCUCGAACCGAAGGAGAAACCGAAACCGGAACCUCAACAACCGGUGGCGGUGGCAGAGAAGGCUCCGAUCGAGCCAGUACCGGUGGUUGUGCCGGAACCGAAGCCAGUUUCCAAGGCCCAGCUCGUCGAAGAGGUGUUGGAACCGCAGGAAACGACCGAGACUAUCGAAGCACCGGUCCGCCCAGUGCCAACCGAAGCGCAGCCCAUCGCCAUCCCGGAAGAGGUGUGCGGCGCUGCCCAGGAAGCACCGGCCGUGGUGGUCCACAAAGACGAACCGAAGGACACUGUGACGGUCCCGGUUCCAGUCGUGGAGCCCACCCCGGUCGAGGUGGACCAAGAAAAGAAGGUGAGCAAGAAGAAGGUGGUGCCCAAGAAACCGAAGAAAGCUUCGGUCGACGAGGACGAGCAACUCCAACGGUUGUUGAACCUGGAGAUCGAAAAGACCGAGCUCGAACGGUACGAAAAGGUGGACGUGGAAAUCAAGAAACCGGAAAAGACGGUGGAAUCGGUCGAGGUACGGCGCCCCUCGCAGGUGGCCCAGGUAGAGGAACCGACCCCGGUAGAGGUAACGCUCCGGCCGAAGAAGCCGGCACCGAAACCGGUCGAGCCGGAGCCAGUGGAGGCUGAGUUUAAGAUUACGAAGAAGCCGCGUCUACCCGAGGCACCACAGCAGGUCGAGGAGCAGAUCACGCUCAGGCCGGCCCCGCAGACGGCAGAGGAAACGGUCAGUGUGGAGCGUAUCAUCAAGAUCGAGGUGGAGCAACCGGACAAACCGCUGAUCGAAGAGGUCGAAGAGGACUACGAAGAGGACGUCGGAACGGUGGAGCCGGUGGUUGAAGAACCGAUCGACGUUGUGCCCGUAGUGACGGAGGAAGAGGUUGUCCCGGUGCAGCCCCUGCUGGUGGAGGAAGUACACGAUGUGCAACCGAUCGUAGAGGACGCCAUCAUUGAGGUGCCCUCCGAGGAGGCUGCCACCGUCGUGGAGUCGGUUCCGAUCGAAGCGAUCGUAGAAGAGGCACAGGAGCCACCGAAGGAAGCUCCGAAAGUUUCGGUACCGGAACAGAAACCGACAGUGGUCGAACCGGAGAAGCCCAAGGCCGAGAAGCCCAAGAAAAAGGUGACGGUGGUGAAGAAGAAGAAGGCCAGCAUCGAUGACGAUUCGGAACUGCAGCGGCUGCUGAACCUGGAGAUCGAAAAGACCGAGCUGGAGCAGUACGAACGGGUCGACGUGGAUCUCAAGAAGCGCGAAAAGAUGCAGAUCGAACAGCAGCCGAGCGCACAGCAGGCGGUUGAGUCCACCGUCGAGCCGGAAGAGAGCGCUCAGGUGAAGUUGCCGGCGCGCAAAAAGAGCACCCCGAAGGUCGAACCGAUCGAGGAAACCGAAGUGGAGGUUAGGCUCAAGCCCAAGAAACAGCCGGAGGUACCCGAGGUUCAGGAGGCAACGGUUUCGCUCCGGAAACCGAAGAAACCGUCACCGGUGGUGGUGGAAGAAACGGCUACGGAAGAGAUCGUCCUGCUCAAACCAUCGAUCGUCCCGACCAAGCCCGACGAGGUCGAGGAAGUGGAGGAGCUGGUGAAACUGAAAGCCAAACCGGCCCCGUACACGACGGACGAGGCCGAAGCCUCGCUCGAAAUUGUGCGGGAGGUGGAACAGCCUGCCGCUGAGCCUGCCACUGAGCCUGCCGAACCGGCUGUCGUGGCACCGGUGGAAGCACCGGUACCGAAGGCCGAACCGGAGGUGAAGAAACCGAAAAAGAAGGUGGUGCCGAAGAAGAAAAAGGAGGACGAUAUCGAUGAGGUUACCCGGAAGCUGCUCGAAAUGGACGUGCCCAAGACGGAGCUGGAGAAGUACGAAAAGGUGGACCUGGAUCUCCCCAAGAAGCCGAAGGAGGAGACGCUGGAAGAGGUAACGAUGGUGAAGCGCAAACCGAAACCGAAGCCAUCGGUGGACGAGGAGGAAGAGGUCGAGGCGAAACUGGCUCUGCCGCGCAAGAAGCCUUCCGUGGUGGAACCGGAAGAGGCCGAAGCCACGUUUAAGGUGGCGAGAAAGCCGUCGGUUGAACCGCAGCCACCGGAGGACGUGGAAGCGUCGCUCACGAUCACCCAGGAGCAGGAACAGCCUCCGGAGGAGGUGAUCACCGAGCACGUGGUGGUGCGGAAGCAGCGCCCCCGGCCCAAGCCGGCCUUCCGCCGGGAAGUGCUCGACGAGGAGGAGGUGCGGAUCAAGAAGAUCAAGAAGGUGCGCCAGCCGCGCCCCGUGUUCAAGGACAUCGAGCCGGAGAACGUGACGUUCCAGCCGCGCCGCACCAAGCACAUCGAGGACAUCGAGCAGGAGUUCAAGAUACAGCUCGAUUCCUACGCCCGCGAAGAGAUCUCGAUGUCCGGCCGGGUGAAGCUGCCCGCCCCGUACAGCUACGGCGAGGAGACGGGCGAGGCGCACAUCACGAUCGUGAAGCAGGUCGACGAGGACGACGAGGUGGUGUACGAGGUGAUCUACGACGAUAGCGAGCAGGACGCGCCCGACGAUGACGACGACUACUACCGGUACGCGGACGAGGACACCGAGAACGUGGUCCUGGAGCUGCGCAAGCGUCGCGAAAAGCUCGAAAGCCUGAUCAUGCACCACGAGGAGGAAAUCACUCUCGAUCUCACGCACCAACGCAACAGACUACAACAGUUCACCACCACCACACACGAAGAAGAAUCAUUCACACUGAAACAGCCCAAGAAAGUCCUACCGACAUACUCUGAAGAAACCGCCUCGCUGAAAAUCGUCCGUGAAGAAGAUGCCAACGACAUGUACUGCAUUCAGGCGGUGGAGGCCGAAAAUGAGGAAGCCCUGCACAUCGUCGAAGGAGAGAAGGUCUACGUGAUAGAGCACAGUAACUCCGAGUGGUGGUACGUGAAGCGCUCGUGGUCCGAGGAGCGCGGGUUCGUGCGCCGUGAGCAUCUGAUGGACGCCGUCACCUAUCCGCAGUACGUGCAGAAGACGCUGAACGAAAAGAUCGACAAGCUGCCGGUCUUCGAGAAGCCGGCUCCGGACGAGCGACGCCCUCUGGCGCCCAAGAUCGUCGAGAAGCUGCAGCCGAUCACGACCCAGGACGGGUACACGGUGCAGUUCGAGUGCAAGGUGGACGGGUUCCCGCGUCCCUCGAUCACCUGGUUCCGGCAGACGGCCAUUAUCAAGCCGUCGCAGGACUUCCAGAUCUACUACGACGAUGACAACGUGGCGACGCUCAUCAUUCGCGAGGUGUUCCCCGAGGACGCGGGCACGUUCACGUGCGUGGCGAAGAACGUGGCCGGGUUUGCAUCGAGCGCGACGGAGCUCGUCGUUGACUCGGUCUCGUCCGACCACGGCUCGGAUGUGGCGACGCUCUCGCGCAAAAGCAUGUCCCGUGAGUCGUCACUGGCGGACAUCCUCGAGGGCAUCCCUCCGACUUUCUCGCGCAAACCGAAGGCACAGUACGUUGACGCCGGCACGGAUGUGUUGCUCGAGUGCCGGCUGGUGGCCGUACCGGAACCGGACAUACUCUGGUACUACAACGGGGUGGAGAUCGCCACCAAGGACAACGUGCAGGUGGCCGUCGAGUCGGACAUGCACAUGUACUGCACGGUGGUCCACAUCAAGGCCAUCGACAAGGGACAGGAGGGCUCGUACCAGGUGGUGGCCCGUAACCGCGAAGGUGAAUCGACCCUGGACAUUACGGUGAAGGUGAAGACCGGCGUGCAGGAGCCACCGCAGAUCCUGGAGCCGCUCAAGAGCAUGAGCAUCCGCCAGGGUGAGACGGUCGUGCUGUCGACGCAGAUCGUGGGCAAUCCGACCCCGGAGGUGCAGUGGUUUAAGAACGGGGUGGCACUGGACGGUGCGGUGACGCAUGUCGACCACAACAUGUACACCGUCACGCUGGUGGCCCCGUCGCAGGAUAACGCCGGCGAGUACACGGUGCGGGCCAAGAACUCGGCCGGUAGCGUCGAAACGGUUGCGUUCCUGACGGUCGACGAAUCGAACGUUGGCAACCCGCAGGUACCGCUGUUCCUGGAGCGUUUCGAAGAGCAAAACGUAGCGCAGGGAGCCACGAUUAAGCUGCCGGCAAAGGUGACCGGUAAUCCGGUGCCGGAGAUUCUCUGGCUGCGCAACAACAACACGCUGCUGCCGUCGAAACGCGUCAAACAGGCGUACGAUGGGGAAAACAUUGAGCUGCUGAUCCAGCAGGCCGACUCGGAACAGGACUCGGGCAACUACAAGUGCAUCGCGUCCAACACGAUCGGUAAGGCUUCGCACGGGGCCCGCGUUACGGUCGAGGUGGACAAGGUAACGUUCACGAAGAAGCUCAAGAAGACGGUCACCGUGGAGGAGAGCAAAGCGGUAACGCUGGAGUGCGAGACUUCGCACACCGUGUCGACGAAGUGGUUCCACAACGAGCGCGAACUGAGCGGCAUGGACCACCGGAUGAUCGUGCAGGAGGGUAAGGUGCACAAGCUGAGCAUCAAGAACCCGAUCGUCAACGAUACGGGCGUGUAUCGGUGCACGGUGAAGGGACAGGUCACCGAGUGCCAUCUGACGGUGAUCGAGGCGAAGCCCGAGUUCCUGCGCCGGCUGGACGACGUGGAGACGAAAGAGAAAGAGAACGCCGUGCUGGAGGUGGAGAUCACGUCCGAAACGGCGGACGUCACCUGGUACAAGGAGGGUCGCAAGAUCGUCGAGACGACGGGCAAGUACGAGUUCAGCAAGAAGGGCAAAACGCGUGCCCUGUACGUGCGUAACACGUCCGUGCACGACGAAGGCGAAUACACGUGCGCCCUGGCCGACCAGGAGUGUUCGGCCGAGGUGUCGGUGAUCGAGCUACCGCCGGAGAUCAUCAGUCCCCCGCGCGAUGUGACGGUGGCCCGGGGCGAGGACGCCACGUUCGAGCUGGAGCUGACCAAGGGUGACGCGCUGGUGCGCUGGUAUCGCAACGCCGACGAACUGUCGUUCAACGGUCACUUCCAGCUGUCGAUCGACGGGAAGCGGCAGACGCUCAAGGUCAACCGGACCGUCGACGAGGACGCGGGCGAGUACACGUGCGUGGUCGGGGAGCAACGGGCCAAGGCCCGGCUGACGGUUGAGAAACCGGUCGUCGACUUUGUCAAACGGUUGCCGGAGGUGACGCUCGCCACGCGGGACAACGAUGCCGUGUUUACGGUGGAACUGUCCGAAUCGGCCGACGUGGUGUGGUACCGCAACAGCAAGAUCAUCGCCACGUCCAGCAGCAAGUACGAGCUGAUCGCCGAGAAGUGCGUCCGCAAGUUGAUCGUCAAGAACGUGUCCGAGGAGGAGGAGGACGAGUACACGUGCACGGUGUCGAACGCGAAAACCUCGUCGAAGCUUCGGGUCGAGAUCAUCAAGGUGGCUCCGACGAUCUUCGAAGAGGGACCGAAAACAUUCACCAUUCGCAAGGACGACGACAUUACGUUCCAUGUGAAGUUUAAUGCCACGCCGAAACCGGAGGCCGAAUGGUGCGUCAACAAGCGCAUCAUCAUCCCAUCGCCGGCAAAGUUUAUCUCGACGGUAACGGAUGAAACGGCCAGCUUGACCAUCAAGCGGGCGGCCGAAGUGGACGCCGGAGAAUUCACGCUCAAGCUCUCCAACGAGUGCGGUGAUGCAAGCACCUCCUUUACGCUGAUCAUUAAAAAACAACCGGGAGCUCCGGAAGCCCCGGAAGCGACACUCAUCACGGACGACUCGAUCACACUGUUCUGGAAGGCUCCGGCUGAUGAUGGCCAUAGCCCCAUCACGGAGUACGUGCUCGAGUACCAGGAGAAGGGUGCCAAAAAAUGGACCGAGGUCACAUCGAUCAAGGAGACUACGACUACCGUCACGCGACUAACGAAGAACUCCGAGUACACAUUCCGUGCGACGGCUGUCAACGAGGUGGGCAAGGGACCGGCAUCGCCAAACUCGCCCUACUACAAGAUCGUGGCUCCGAUCAAAAAGGAAGCUCCGGUCGUGAGCGAACCCCUGAAAGACGUUCACGUUGGGCUCGGUCAAUCGGUAACGCUGAGCUGUAUCGUGACUGGCGUCCCGGUACCGGAAGUCGCCUGGUUCCGCAACGGACAAUCGAUCCGACAGGACGUGUCGUACGAGAACGGUGUGGCCAGGUGUGUGAUCAAGUCCACCACGGUUGACAGUGGUGCCAGCUACGUUUGCAAGGCCUCGAACGAGAUGGGCAGCGUAGAGAGCAGCUGCCAGGUGAUCAUCGAAGAGAAACCCACACUGACGGUGGAGAAGAAGCAAAUCGUGCAGAAGCUGCGCGUUGGCGAUGAGUGGAAGGUGGUGGCCGAAUUUACCGGCUACCCGGCCCCCGAGAUUGUCUGGUUGCGCGAGGAAGAGACCCUCGUUUCGAGUGCCGAGCGCACGAUCGUAACGGUGGGUCAAUCGUCGACGAUCGUUAUCUCGUCGCUGGAUCGGGCCGACACCGCCAAGUACACGGUCGAGGCACGCAACUCGGCCGGUUCUGCCACGGUCGAUCUGACGCUCAAGGUGAUCGACAAACCGAGCAAACCGGAGGGUCCCAUCGUCGUGCGGGAAAUGAGCCCCGAGGCGGUGGUAAUCGAGUGGAAACCCCCGUCGGAUGACGGCGGCCUGGAGAUCUCGCAGUUCACGAUCGAGAAGUGUGACGACGCCAACAAGAACGCCUGGAUCAAGGUGGCCGAGGUGCAGCGCAAUAUCCGGUCGUACUGCAUCCAGAAGCUAAUCGAUAGCACCCAGUACCACUUCCGUGUGAUCGCCCAGAACCCGGUCGGCUGCUCCGAGCCGCUGGAAAGCGCCACGGUGAAGAUCCAGCAAACGGUCGAGGCACCAUCGCCACCGCGCGGUCCAAUCGAAACGUCCGGCAUGACGAGCAGCUCGUUCACGCUGAUGUGGCAACCGUCGGAGUCGAACGGUGGCAGCAAGAUAACCGAGUACAUCGUCGAGGUGAAGGAAGCGAAGAAGAAGGUGUGGAAGGUGGUGGGUACUACCUCUGCCACGGAAACGUCGUUGCUGAUCGAGAAUCUGGCAUUGAACAAAGCAUACGACUUUAAGAUCUCCGCCAAGAACAAGGUGGGCACUAGUAUGCCGCUCCAGACAGUGGAGUCCAUCGUCGCUGGAAAGGAAAUCACACCUCCGUCGGCGCCACGAAAUCUGCGCAUUUUGAAUGUGACCAGCAAGAGCGUGAAGCUCGAGUGGCAACAGCCGGAAACGAACGGAGGGUCGGACGUCACGGGGUACAUUAUCGAGAAGCGGCUGACCACAGCCCAGCAGUGGACCAAGAUCAAGACGCUCGAGUCCAACUGCUUGUCGUACUGUGUCGACAAUAUGAAGGAAAAGUCGGAGCUGGUGUUCCGGAUAUUUGCCGAAAACGCUGUGGGGCUCAGUACACCCACGGUGUCGGAAAGCGUCGUGCUCAAAUCACAUGCCACCGUUCCUUCCCCGCCGACUGGACCGCUGGAGAUCCGCUACCUCGGACCGAACAUCAACAUUGUCGAAUGGGGGAUUCCAGAGUCGGACGGUGGGGCACCGCUCGAGGGCUACAACAUUGCGAUCCGCAACGCGAAGAAAACGAUGUGGAUGGAGGUUGGCCGGGUGGCGGCCGAUUGCCAGUCGUUCAACAUCAAGGACCUGCAGGAGAGUGAGGACUAUUUGAUCCGCAUCAUGGCCCGCAACGAGGUCGGUAUCAGUGAUCCGUUGGAAUCGGACGAACCUUACACCGUACAGCUGGGAGCCGCCCCGGAAGACACUCACGACGAGACAACGCGAGACUUCUCGGAGCCGACCGGCACGAACACGUCGUCCUGGUUGCGUGAACACAACAUGACGGCUGACAUCAACAGCUACGCCCGUCACAAGCUGCUGCGGCGAAGCGAGUACUUCUUCAAGCUGUGGGCCAACGCGAAGAACCUCUUCAAGUGAGCCGGCAUCUCGGCGUAAUCGUCGUCAGAAGGAACGAUUGUAAUUCAUCAGAAACUAUCCAACCAAUCCCAGUGUGUUCCAUACGUGUAGUGAAUCUGUGGCCGGUGGUGGCCUCCAAUUCAAUCGCUGUUGCCGCCGCCGCCGCCGCCGCCGCCGCCGCCGCCGCCGCCGCCACCACCGCUGCUGUUGUGUAUGUAAAUGUUGCUUAACUAAUGUUGUCUAUAUCGGAGCGCUCUCGCAAAUCAGAUAGAGGCCGGAGCUGAGAUAACACCCAACGCUAGCGAAUCGAGAGGAAAUUGCAAACAAGACCAGACCAAGAACCAGAAACCGAAUCCGCAUGGAACUGUGAUAAAAGAGUCCUUCAUACCAAGGAAGACCGAUGCAUGACCGAUGAAGAUCGAAUCAAACGGGAUUUAUUGAGGAAGCGAGCGUGAAGAGCGAGAGUGAAAAAGGGAGUAAGAGAGAUCUAUAGGGUAAUUGUAUUUAAUUUAUUCGAUCAACCGCUGACACUGACCAGCAACGACUCGCAGCCACCACGACAGGGCUACCGUGGACCAGUCUGUGGUCUGGUAGCCCGGCUGCGUUUGACUCUAGCAACUUUCUGAUAGCGUAGAGGCAAUGCUUUGGUGUACCAAAACAGGCCGUAACCGAGCAACGGUUCCACACGGGGCUUCCACACAGCACCCUCCGGUGUCCGAAGGGGGAAAACAUUGGUGCGAAUGUUGUCUCUUUUCGGACCCACAGCUGAAUGCUCGCCCUCGUGUAACCCUGCGGGCCGAAUGUGUAGUUUUGACCCGUUGCCUACUAUUUACUAUUUAUACUCUAGUCGAAAUUUGUUUGGCCGAACUCGUUGUGGUUCCUACGUUUUUUUUUUCUUAAAUCAAUCUUUAAUUAUCUAUAUCGCCUAACACAAAGCGCGAUUGAAUAUAGGCUAAGAGAAGCAAAGAGAGAGAGAUGUUGUUGAAGAGAAAAAGUCGAAUCAAGCGUUCUAGCAAUCUUUUCCUGUUCUGUUGUACUCUUUGUUACUACUUUUAGUUGUGCGAAAAAAACGAGCACACGCUGCUUAAUUUAUAACGAUUUAAAACAAAAACUGUGUGUACCGAAACCAAAAUAAAAUCCAUCAAC
Messenger RNA from Anopheles bellator, 55968 nucleotides. Its product is annotated as titin-like. The transcript has 44 exons. The record is from RefSeq and is a predicted model, not a curated record. NCBI's taxonomy places the organism in Eukaryota, Metazoa, Arthropoda, Insecta, Diptera, Culicidae. Gene Ontology annotation, molecular function: protein binding. The coding region runs from base 1 to 54843 and encodes 18280 amino acids.